Messenger RNA from Xyrichtys novacula (pearly razorfish), 63154 nucleotides. Lineage: Eukaryota; Metazoa; Chordata; Actinopteri; Labriformes; Labridae. The record is from the annotation of a GenBank genome assembly.
UGUGUUUCUGUUGGUGCCUAGAAGCCCAGCAGACCCGUGAGCUCCACUGGAUCCAUUAGGUACCCCUCUCUUCAUGUCCUCCAUCAUGUCAAUGCCUCUGGAGAUCAGCUGUGGGUGAUUCCGGCCGGGGGAUCCCUCUGUCAACGGGACUGUGUUCUCCCCUGUGCCUUUGAGCCCCUGCACCACUCCUGCAGACACGUCAGAGUGCGAACUGCCCUCCAUAGUGAAGGUUUUGCCCAUAACCCCUGGUGCGAGAGGGAACCCGCGGCCAACACUGCUGCUUUUCUUGUUCCUUAGUCUGAAUCUGUAGGGGAAAGGGGGCAGUAGUUAUCAAGUACAAAUAUUUGAAAUAGCAUGGUGAUUGAAAACGGCAAUGUGAGCUUGAAUGUGUGAGAUCGUGUGAUGUUUUUGUUAAAUUCAAACAAAAGUGUAAAGUAGAAAAAAGAGUUAUAGAAAAAGUUUUUACUAAAGUAGAAUUAAAAAUUAACUUGCUUUACAAUUCCAUGUGUCAUUGUUGCACUUUCCACAUAUCAUUAUUCAGUUUCAUCAUUUAACACCGGCUAUAAAUUGUUGCAUUAAAGUUAUAAAACACUCUGUGACUCCCACGGUUCCCCAAGGCAGUCAAGUGUUUCCUUUUAUGAAUGCUGUUUAAUACAUCCUCACUUGGAGGACUGGAUUUACUUCCUCUCUUUAAUGGAGGAAAAGUCAGUCGUCCAAAGUGCAUGUGAUUGCAAACUCACUUCUCCAGCUCGUCCUGCGUGUGAGCAAAUGUACAGUUGGUUCCUCUGGGACAGCCUCCCUGCUGACGGAGGUCUCGGCACAUGCUGGUCUUGUACUUGCUGUUGGCCUGAGGCUACAAAAAGAGAAGAUACUUGAUUUAUUGUCACUUGAUCGCUUUAUAAGCCGUAGACUCAAGUUACAAUCAGUUACACUCUUGAUAAUGUGACACACUGAAAUAAAUUAGGAACAACUUUUACUCGAUCUAUAAAACAUGCCGGACAGUUACGACAGGUGUAGAGUUCAUGAUGAGACCUUAGUUAAUGUUUACAGCAAUAAAUCAUCUGUAGCCAUGGUGAUAUAUGGGGAUGGUUUUGUAUUUUGAGACUGUUUAGAGAAGAUAAAAACAUGUCAUUUUGAUGCAGUUGUUUCUCCAAUCCAGAAGUCAAUGAGCACAGACAGGUAUGGGCAGAUAACAAAGGUAGCACUUAGAGACCAAUGAGCCAAAAACAUCUGAGAUCUUUAGGAUAAAAGCCUUCAAGAUAAACCUGUUUGCUUUAAAGUUAACAACACUAAGGUCGCUUUCACACCUGACCAAGCGGACUCAGUUCGAUUGGGGGGCUAAAAGUUGCAACAUUGUUGCAUUUAUCACUUGUUUCGGUUCUGCUUUCACUCUGUGAUUUCUAAAGCGUACCAAACUUUCGGUGGUUGAAAGGGGCGCUCGUCGAUUGGACAAAGUAGGAGGGGUAUGUAACCUCACGGAUUACAAACAGUGGUGGACUAGCCGUCUUGUAUUUUAUGGAAUGCUACAACGUUAGUGAACGCAACCGUUCCUAUAAUGCUAUCGUAGCUUGUCAGGGACUGAUCCUGUUAUUCUUCUGACUUUGACGAUCUAACAUGUGACGACAUAUGAGCUCAGAGUUUAAGGACUGUGACUGUUGGUAUUUGUGAUUUGAUUUUGUUUAAAUACGCCAAAUUGUGAAUUUAUGGGUUAUUGUUGUUCAGACAAUUGAGCUACACUAGAUAGCAACUGCUAAUGUCAGCGGUAACUUGUUGCCAUUGCAAUAAGGGACGCCGUUCUUCCUCUACCCAAGAGACACUGCGUAUGCACUGCGCAUAGCGUCAUUACGUACAUUUGGUCCUGUGUUUAGUAUGGUGAGCUUUCACACUGCAUACGAACCGAACCAGGGUUCACUUGCAAGCGAACCGAGACCCACGUUUUCAGGCGGACCAGAGUUCACUUGUUUGGUUUGCACCAGAGUUCGGAUGAGCUUUCACACCUUACCAAAUGAAGCGGACUAUCCGAGGAAACAAACUCUGGUCCGUUUAAAGCGGACCAAACAGUUCUGGUGUGAAAGCGACCUAAGACACAUCUUCUGGCUCACUCCACUACACUGAUUUCUUUGUAAGAGGGAACAUUUUCUGCAGAUUUUUUACUGGUAUUUUCUUCUGUCUUCAUUAAAUUAUUACUGUGCUGCUGUUGGUAGCCAAAGACUAUGUCAUGUCAUCUCAUCCAACACAGAGGCAGGAAGAACAAAACGUCCUGCUGGAAAAAAGAAAUUAAAUUUUCACAUCGAUGGCUGUCAAACUGUCUGGAUACAACAGAAGAACAAAUGUGACUCUUACUGCUUAUUGUUUCAAAAAGAAAAGCUCAUGUUUACACAGUCCAUCUUAUUUCACUGAAUCUGACUAAACUAGCACUCUUAACGUGUGUUUAUAUUACAUAUUGAAGCACCUGUGGUGUUUCGUGGCUCUUCUUGCUGAAGUUCUGUAUGAAUUCCACCAGUCCGUGAACAACCAGUUUCACAGCCAGCAUCACACUUUCCAGCUCCUCCCAUGACGGUGCCGGGGCAUCUACACACAGAUAAACAACAGACAGUCAAGUCCGUUUUACACAACAAGGAACCUUUUGUUUUGUUUUCUUAUCUUGUUAUAACACCUUAAACUUUCUACUAAAAGUCACCCAUAUCAAAUUACCGUAUAAUUCUCUAAAUACUGUACUAAUAUAUAAGAAUAUUUAUGAAGAUUGUCAGAGGCUCUUAGAAUAUGGACAAGUAUGUGUCAAUAAGGAUGAUUCCUUGUUCUGAUAUACAGAGAGGAAGUGGGACUAAAUAAGUAGUGCUUCUUCCCACAUCUUUAUGAAUAUGUAAACCAAGUUCUUAAGUCUUUUUUUCUCAUUUUCUCUUUCUUCAUUUCAAUUUAAUUUAAAAUCAAUUCAAUAUUUUAAGAGUUAAGAUUAAAAUUGUUUGAACAAAACCAAGUACCCGGGUUGUGGUCUAUGUUAGCUAGCAGCUCCAGGUGUGGUCUAAGGCUGGUGAGGUUGGCAGGGUCUCCCGUCCUCUGUAGAACAAUCGUCAGCUCCUGAACGCUCUUUGCGAAUGACUCUGGAGACUGCAGCUGGAGCAGAAGACAGAAGAAGAAAAGAGAGAGCCUUUGAAUACUACUGAUUCAUCUCUCUUGUGCUUCAAGAGGCUUGUUGUACAUAAAUGUUCCUUUCAAAAGUGAGUCCAUCAGUGAUAAAUAAUAGUUUGUUAGUCUUGUCAAGCCUCUAAAUCUUAAUUGUACCUUGUCGAUGAUUGACUGCAUGUGGGAUUUGUGGACAAGGUCUCCGUACAGCAAAGAAGACCACUGCUCAGGUGAAAUUCGCAGCCCUGCUUCCAUGGCGAUAUGGACAAUCUGAGCAUCGUGCUCUCUCCUUAGAGCCUCGUAGGUUCGAAACUCUUCCUUCAGCUGCAUCAAGGAGGAGUCUUCAUCACGUUUAGUCACCUGACAGGGUGGUGAGGUAAGGAUGGAGGUAGAAAGGACAAAAAGAUGAACUGAGAGUCAGGACACAGAGAAAAAGGAUGAUAAAGAUGAGCAUUGCAUCGAUGGACUACAAAGUAUUUUUUCUUAUUUUGGUUUUUAGGUAUUACAGGUCACGCUUUUGUUUCUGGUGUCUUCAGACCCAUAAACUCAACUUCAGAUCAGACAAAGGGAUUCUCCCUUUCUCAGAAUCUGCCCUAUGAGUAAUCAUCAUAAGACACCAACACACUAUCCACUGUCUCUGCAGAGCAAACACUAAAAAUAACGCCAAAGUCAGUCAGAUAACGCAGUCAGUUUUCAUCCUUUCGUCCAUCUUAUUCAGGUUUCUUUUUGGUCCUCCACUUUUAUCUAUUUAUCUUCUGCAGCAUCUCCGUACUGUCGGCCUGGUGGGGCAACAGGGGCAAAUAUAGACUGUCGUUACAUCACAACAGAUAGCUGGAAUAUCUGCCCUACCAGCGAUGUCCGUCAUUAGAUAACCGUCCCAAAAAUAUACUCACAAACAGAAACUUUACCCACAGAGGCCUGUAUUCUUAUUACAGACAUGACUUCAGGGCGGAAUAAGAUGUUGUAGUAUGAGUUAGCCCAUCAGGGAGCUAUAGUAAGAGAUUUUUAAGAUAGACAGGGUAAUGUUAAGAUUGAGCACAAUCCAAAGCUGGAGCGUUUUAUGAAGCUCACUGACAGAAUUUCUCCAGGAAUCAUCCCUUGAGUUUAUGUAAAAGUUUACUGAGUGUAAAAUAUGUUAUGAUAACUCCUGAGACAAAAAGUUUAGGGGGGAAGGAGUAUGUAACUGAUAGCAUUGAGAAAGUAUUCAAGUGGUAAAGGAAUAUGUAGCUAAUCUAUUUAAAUAGGUCAUGUUAUAUGAAUUUGAUUAUUGCGACAACAGCAAACUAAGCCUCUUUAGUUCCAUUCAAAGAGCUUCGGAUAGCGUCGUCCCACUCACAUGUUCUUAAAUAUAGAUAUAUUUAAAGCCUAGCAGUGUAUCGUUCUGCAUGCUCUUUCCUGUUGCUCGCACCUUGAAGCAGGAGGCCCUGUAGAGCAGCUGCACCACGUGGCCUAUGCUGGUUUUAGAGGCCUGGGGGAAGCGAGCUUCAAGCUUCUGGACCACAAACAAAACCAACACUUUCCUGGACAAAGCUGAGCCAUCCUCCAGGGCCAGAAGGACGAGCUUCAGUGCAUCUUCUUGCAUAGCUGAUGAGAAAUUGGGGAUAGGGAGGUGUACAGAAAGAGAGAGAGAGAGAUCUAUAAAGACAGUCCAGGGAUAAUCUUCAGCAUACAAAUAAACAACAGCGAUCAUGCAAAACUUUUUUCACCAGGUGUCCUCAGACUUUGAACCAACUCAUACUGUUAUCAUGAUGAGAAAGUUUCCCAGUCAGAAUCUGCCCUAUGAGCAAUCAUCACAGGACACAGCGAUCGUUUUGAUGAGGCAAGCAUAUCAAGCAAUUUAGACUAGUCAGAAGACAGCUCAUGGACACCAUGAGCUCAGUCAACUAAGAGGCUAUCCCUUGAAUUUAAAUGCCCAUUUACUGAGUAAUUUCAGCAAAAAAACUAACAGCUACAGUAAUAACAGAAUCUGUGAAAUGGAAAAAAGCCAGUAUCAUAUCCCAAUUGUCUCAAAAAUCACACGUAAUGCCUCGUUCAAAAGAUCUAUGAGCCUAACAGCAUCAUGUUCUUAUCACUGAAAGGUUUGUGCGCUGUGUAUCUCGCGAACACCCACCAGGUCCAAGGAACUGGCAGCCCCGUGCCCUCACCGCUGCCCAGAGGUUGGCAGAGAGCUGCUGGGGGUUUUGGUGCUGCAGGAUGAGCUCAGUUACUGUUCUUUCACCCAAGGACCGACCGGCUCGCACUGCCCGCACACGGCCCUCCUCCUCCACCAGCUGGCAGUUCACCAAAGUCACCAGCUUCCUCUGCAUUGGUCGACUGAGCACGCUUGGACUCAAGGUUGCCACACCUGUACAGUGUGAUAAACAGUAUCAGCUUCAUUAACAUUGUCUCAAUUAAAACAACUAGAAAAACAGUUUGAUUAUAAAGUAAAAAUUUGCAUGUCUAGUGACAAAUAUGGGGCAGGUUUAUCAAGUAGCUUAUUUCCCAUAAGAGUUUGUAAAGGAAGCAGACCAUAAUAAGUGAGAGUUCUCCAAAUAUUAACCAAAAACGACAAAUGCUACCACCGCACUGUCACGCAGAAUUGAGUACACGAACAACUGGAUGUGGUGAGUUUCAGUUCUUGUCUUGUUACUCAGACAGACAGCUGAAUAUUCCUCCAGUACCAUGGAAGUAGAGCAGAUUUAAGACGUCAUGACAAGUGUGAGAUUCAUGAAUGACAAGUUACACAAGCAGCUCGACUGCUUCUCCCACACAUUUAGUACAAAAGGCUUCAUGUUCUUUCAUAUUUCCUCCCAUAAUUUGGAAACACUUCUCUUUAAAAAAAAAAAAACAUGCAGUACUGCUUGUACAAACCUUUUGCUCCACUGAUUGGCUUCAGGUAGAGAGCCAGCUCUUCCACACACACUCUGCACGCUUCAUAGUGCUCAAUUUCAGCCGUGCUGCUCAGGCUCACUGGCUGAACAUCGGGGAUCUGUGGGACGCAGAGAAUGAGCAUACACAACAGGUCUAAAAAUGCAGAAAGAGGUAAAGUUUUGAUACGUUUCGUCUUCCUCCUGACUCACCUGAGCUCCAACCAGCUGCAGCAGGGCACAGUUGACCGGCAGCAGGUCGAUGUCCGUGCUGAUUGGAGUCUGGUCAAAGGGGCAGGCCUUGCGAUGCAGUUUGUGUAAGCAGGUCUUACACACUGUGUGAGAGCAACCCAGGCUGAUGGGCUGGUGGCCGCUGCUGUCAAACUCAUUGUAGCAGAUGGGACAGGACAGGAACUCUGUCCACUGGGCGGCCUGAACCGGCAUCCUGCCGCCAGACCGCUGAGGGAGGCGUCACCAAACUCAAGGGGAAUGCAUGACAACAAGCCCUGACAACAGCGCCUGUUGAGAGCCGGUGAUGACUGUAAGAAAAAAAAACAAGAAACAUAAAGCCAUGAUGUCAUUUAUAAGUCUAUAGGCAGAGAGAUAAUUGAAGAGGUAACCAGAAAAGUGAGUUACACUAUUUCUUUAUAUGCAAACACAAUGCUCAAGACUUUUUAGUUAUUUAAGGGGCAACACAUACUGAAAAUACUUGAUCAGUUUAGUUUGGUUAUCUUGUUAAUUCAUUGACUUGUUUCAGCAUUAAUCAAAUAACCUGUUGGUAGCAAUGGUAUGGACAUAUAAAACUUUGAAGCAAAACAGGCACCAAUCUGAACAAUUUAGUACGUUUAUGCAUACUCUUUUAAUUCAAAACUUUGUCCGCUGUACUUCACUCUUGUUUUCUGUGAGUGUUGUAACAUAUUAAAUCUAUCAAAUAUUAAAUACAAUUGUAUCGGGGGACCUGGGAAACCCUGAUCAAAAAUUCUACGUAUGUACAGAUUGUGUACAAUCUAUACUAUUAUAAACAAAAUGAUUUAUAGAGUUCUUGUUUUCCAAGGAUCCUUAUAUUAACAACAUCCUCGAAGUAAGAAAGACUCUUGUCAACUUUGUUCACACAAAGUGUAAAUUAACCCUGACCUUCUUUCUAAAAAAUUUAAUUAAUCAAGAGUUCAUUCAAAUAGAACAAUCUGAUUGGACAAGAGGCAUUCCUUAAGUGCUGAUACAGAGCAUAACAUCAGGUUCACCAUACUUAAUGAAUCGCUUCGCUCAGGUUUGUUUACCAUUGAAUUUGUUAAAUAAUAGACUUUUAUUCCAUCGGUUGCAUGUUAAAUUUAACUAUAAAUACAUGUGUGAUUCAAGGAAGGUGGUCUACAAUAACCAUGGACACAGAUAAAGUGACAAGAGUGUGAGAGGAUGUUUGGGUUGUAGUCCAGUUUCUGUCAAGAACUAGUUUUACAAGUGGAACAAAAACUAAUUUUACUUUUAACAACUAUAGCUCACUUAUUGCAAUGAUAUACUAGCUAUCUUUGACACUUUGCCUGUAAACUCAUAUCUGUGACUGAAACAGAUGUGUUGAUAAUUAGUGCAUCACCUUCACUCAUAAUAUUGCUUAAUCCUUCUUAUCCUCAGAUUACAUUAACUGCAAAACCACUAACUUUAUAUUGGGGUUUCUGAUGGGCAGAGCACUUCUUAAACUUGGUGGCAGUAUGAAGAUGAAACUUGUACUUUGAGCUCUACCAAGUGUCAUAAACAUUUAGCUGAGUACACCAGUAAUCUGCAGCCUCUUAGCCAUAAAAGCUGAAUAUUUAUUUGAUGUAAUAUCGGCCAUAAAAGUGCUCUCUCCAUCUCUUAUAAAGUGGUUGCUGCCAAAUUCUCUGCACACUUAGCGUUAAGAGACAGCCCCUAAAGACUUGUGGUGGAAACAGUUUUUCAGCACUAUGUCCAUUUGUAAAUCUUAAUCAUCUCAUUACAGUAUCAAAAGUGACUGUUGAAAGCCUGUAGGAGAAAGGUUUCCAAAAUCUGUUUUGGUAAGUUACAAAUGUCCUUAUUUGAGACAACAUCUUUGGGAAAAACCCUGCGUUUUCUGGCAAUACUAAUCUCAUGUUGAAUCGUAAUAUCAUGCUCAAUGUGCUGAUCAGUUUGGUAAACACAGACUAUACUUGCAAGUUCGAGCUGAUAAAGCUGAACAAAAAAAGCACCCUGUGUACAGGAAAUUUGGGCCUGAAACUUUGUUGACGUAAGCAGUUCCUACCUAUCUUUUACAAGAUAGUUUGUUUGAUUUUUAUUUCUGCGGGUGCAGAUUUCAAGACUGUAUUCAACUGGCCACACUGCAAUAAGGUGGAACAAAAACAUUAAAACAAAGAUGAAGAUAUAACUGCACAUUACAGCAGGAUGGGUUACUGUUAGAGGUUACUUAAAUUUAACUUUUUAUAAUAUUAUGCAGAAUGUUAAAUCAAUGCCUCUAUACAAAAACAAUAUUGUUCUGAAACACAAGAAUACAGAUUCCAAGCUGUAUGUUGCUUACAUCGCUAUAUUUAUUGCCAAUUGGAUGAUUAUGUAUUCAGAAAUUCAGUUAUUUAUGAAACAAACUUGUUUACCACAAGUUUCUUACAGGCGUGGGAAAACUGUAAAGGCUGGUAAAGCUGGUCACAACAGAUAUGCAGCAACUGACUGACAGAUAAACCAAUAAACAAACAGGAAGAAGAAAACCAUCUGAUAUGGCACAGCUCUCCUUUUGAACUGACAGCUACAGCUCCUUUAGACCUUCACUACUCAACACUGAGUUUUCUCAUGCCCUACUUAGAUUAUCCUCACACAUCUAUUUGUCCUAAAUGUCCUAUUAGUUGAAAGAUUUCUAAAGCCUUUCACACCAGAAAUGUUCCUCUCCUUACAUAACAGUGCCGUACAAAAAGAUGCUGUGACUGUCUCUCAGACCUCAAGAGUUGUGUGCCAUUUAUUGCACUGUCCCACUUACCAAAAGCAAACCCUGAUAUUAAAUGAAUGCAAAAACAGAAAGUACAUUUUGAAACCAUGAAGACAAUAAGAAAAGCUUCUGUUUUUAAAGGACAAAGUCAGCACCUGUUGCUGUCAAAGAACUGCUCCAUCUGUUCAAACUGAUCACCAAAAGUAACAGCUGCUACUGUCAGAGAAGGUGUCAUAAAAACUUCAAACAAAAAUAAAACUAUUCAAAAGGGUAAGAUGAUAAAGUAGGUGAAAAUCAUUGACUUGCUUGCUGGGAGAGAAAAGCAAGCACAAUGCAUCUUGUUUAACUGACUUUACCGGUUUUUAAAGUAUGUUGGAAUCAGUUUGUGUGACUGUGGGUGGCCGGGCAGCAAUUAGGCAACAACACAAAGUUGUCCCUGAAGUAGGAUAUUUAUAUGUUUCGAAGAAAUAUGUAUGAAUUUACUUAUAAGCACCAUAGCACAGUUCUUGUCUUGACGGAAACAUCACUCGUUUGUCUAUUUAAAAAAAUCACAAACAGAUAGGUAGGGGAGAGUGGGGUAAAAUGAGCCAUUUUUCAUAUUUCGGAUCACUACAUCAAGGCGAUCAUAGUUUUGUCCCUAACUAGUGUAUCUGCUUAUAUUUCAAGGUUUUGUGCAUCCCUGCAAACAAACAGAAUGAGUGUAAACAUAACUGUCUUGAGAAUAAAGCAUGCCAAAAAAGUGGUCUCCUAUGGUCAACUUACCCCGUGUAUGGGUAAGUUGUUGUAUGUACUUCAUGUUGUAGCUCAUAGAUACCACAAUUGAUGUAUAAAACAAAUUUAAAAUGACUUUUUUUUUUAAUCUGAACACAAUUCUAAUAAAACUUAUGACAAAAUGAUUAAACUUUUUGUACAUAAAUGUCUAACCCCUUCACUCUUGUUCUUCUAACCUUCACAGACUCCUUGAAUUGAUGCCCAUCUCCUAAAUAUUUGGUCACAUGAUCAAUUUCUUUGACCAUUAUCAAGAAACAGGGGGUGGCUCAACUUACCCCACUCUCCCCUACUAGGAAACGGGUGCUUACUUGGACUUUUAAGGUUAAUUUCAAAUAGGCUUGAGAACAUUUAGGCUAUGACAAAAAAGGAACCAAACUUCUUUACAAAGUAAACAUAUUAACAGGUAAAGUAAGGAAGAGAGAGACAUCAAGAAUUACUCAUGUUGUACUUUAAAAUUCAAGCAAAAAGAAAACGACACCCAAUAUUAAUGUCUUCUGCUACCUAAGUGCUACAGUGCCAGCUUUAAUGCCAGUCAUACGCACCCCCCAUCCAGCCAGAGGCGCACGCUUCCCGCAUCGCCUCCUCGGCCUCGUGGACAGCUCCGCUUCGACCUCACGCGUCAUAUUUCCUUCCGCGAGGAGCCCAAAUAUAACACCAAAUCUUACGACAAAGGCAGCCCACAAGCUACUGAGUAACCGUCUGGUGAGGAGCGAGGAAACGCUUUCCAGAGGAAACUGGUUCGGGCAGGGGGAAAGUUGAGAGACAAGAAGAAGGAGGAGAAGGCGGGGGGUGUUAUCUCAGCGCAUGAGCCCCCGGAUAAAACUCCCUUUCUGUGUGUGUAUCCGCGGAUUAGAGAGUGCUGCAAACUCGGGGGGCAACUGUCCACCGUGAUUCACAAGCUGGAGUCACGUUGACAUCCACCUGUUCCUGCACCGAGCAGCUGCUACAUCCUGUUUAACCAAGUUUCCCAGCCCAGCAGAGAAUAAAUCUGACCCAAGCUCCUGUCUAUCACAAAGCACAUUCAUCUAUCAGACAAGUCAGUGUAUUGCAGGUUUAUAAUAUGCAAAAGUAGGCCAAAUUAGAGCACUUGGGGAGGUCUAGAAUAUCACGAGGUACACAAGACUCCCAUUACUUGCCUGAAUGGAUAACUACUCAUGUAUGCACACACACAAAAGCCCCCACAGUCAUGAAUAAGUCCAGUCUUGUGACAGGGAGGAGUGGGUGUGUUGUAUUAUUGCAUGAGACCUUAACUUCCUCAAAGACUACCCACCCUCUCUUACUGAAAUGAGGAAAUCCACCUAAAUAUUAUUCCAUUUGUGAGACAAAGCCACUUGACCACAAGCAUCAAGACAGAUAUCAUUUAAGAAAACAAAGUAGCACGUCCUUAGAAGAAGGAUUUGUAAAACCCAAGCCUUGUUUUGCUGUAGUGGCCUGUUGAGCCACCCACUCCACAGAGGGAGGAUGAGAAGUACAUUGUGUCUUUACAGCCAACAGUUGGCAAGCUAUCAUCUGGCUCAGGACAGUGAGUCCUCACUUGGCCCCCUCCAUGAGAGGGGGGGAGGAGGGGGCAUCUGGAGUUUCCUUUGGCACAUCUCAAACACAGAGAGAGAGAGCGAGAAAUAAAGGAAAGAAGGAGAGAGAGAGUGUGUGUUUGGAGAUUGUUUAUCAGAACACUGAGGUGAGAACAUUUUUUACAAUAGGUCGGCAUUGUCUCUUUCCAACAGACUUGAUUAGAUUAGGACUUCAAGUGUAUGAUGCAAUUUAACAUCGGACAAAGCAAGUGUAAUUCAAUAAUAAAGGUCAAUAUUCCAUUACGGGUAUAUCUCUUCAAUGUGUUUAGGCUGUGCUAAAUUAAGGUUGAAUGUUUUUGAUUAUGUUUAAGCCUAAACUAUAGACUGUAGACCAUCGACAUGAAAUCUGGGCCCAAACACCUGCAGGUUUUUUGGUUUUUAAAGUUCCUAUUUUGGCAUAUUUUUGUAAAAUAAAGUACCUCUUAUGUCCUUGCUUGUCCUGCACUGAUAUAAGUGAUGUUUUGAAAAAUCUCGUCCUGUUUGUAUCAUUUGUGGUUCAAGAUCAAGGCUGUUUCAGCACCAUGCUGUUUAUCACUUAAUUUAACUCCUAACUUGUCCUAGGAAAAAAAUAAAACUUUCUGGAAGUUUUUUUGAAAACUAAUAGUAUUGUAUCAAAGAAAAAAAGCAAAAGGGUUUGUUUCAGUCUUAUUCAUAAGCAUUUAAAAAUAAAACUUCACAUGGGGCCUUCAAACUAUUUUGGCAAGAAGGAAGCUGAGUACAAAUCAGCCAGUGGGAAGUUUUCGAAACACACCCUAACAAUGAAAUCUAGUUACAGUAUUAAAAUACAAGGUUUUGUAUGUAAUUUGGAGCCUAUCAUUCAACAUGCUAUUAGUUUGUUGAUUUUUCUUUACAUCUUUUUCAGCAUUACUGGUAUAUUUAACUGUGUGUGCCACUGUGCCAUGAUAUUUAACAGAAGACCUAACACACUCACUUGUCUCUACUUUACCCCUGAAAACAUCAGCUAAUCAUCUACUGUAUGUGUGAGGCUAAUUCAAAGCCAAAUGUCACUCCUUAUAUCUAGAAAAAGUUUAAUUCAAAGCCUUUAGGACAUGUCCCCUUAACUGACACCACAGAUUAUGUCUAAAAGCUGUAAAUUUGAGGCCUCUUCAUCACCAAGUGGUCCCAGGCAUACACCACAGGGGUGCUGGAGAGUGUUGCCUAUCUUGUCUUUCCCCCUCGCCAUGUUUUUUUAUCCAGUCAUGACUUUGAACUAGCAAACUAGAUCAGCAACAACCAUUAUCAGUAAAAAAGGGAAAUACUGUCACAGAGUAGUCAAGCAGGCCCUGAAACAUGUUAUGAGCAAAUGAUCAUCACGCUUUUAUCAACUUGAAACUACACUGCAGCAUUUAUAACUACAUGCAUGCACAAAGACAAUUCCAAUAAAGGCCUGGACUAUGAAAACAUACACACAAGUGUGCAUGCACACACACUUAAACAUCACCACGGAACAUGAGUUGAACCCGAAGCAGAGGAAUCUAAAGUAAUAUGAGGCCCCUGGACUCCUUCUCAGUGUCACCCCAAAAUUAGAACAUACCACACUGUGUGUGUGUGUGUGUGUGUGUGUGUGUGUGUGUGUGUACAAGCAUGCGAUAGAGCAAGUACAUGUGUUCAUGAUGUCACCAGAUUAGUAACUCAGGGUGGGUGUUCUUACUCAGGGGCAGCAGAGUUUAUCAAAUCACUAUAAUUUACAAAAUAAAGGCAAUUUGACUGACAGUCAGCCAGGAAGUACAUCAGCAAAGUAAAGAGAAAAUAUCAGUAAUUAUUUUCUCUUACAUUUAUGAUAGUUAGUGCUACUCAAGAAACAAAUGGGAUCUAGUUGUUUGAGCUCACACAGACUACUUUCAAGGAUUAAAUUAAGGCUCAGAAACAUGAAAAACAUUUUUUAAAGUCAUCUCCAAAAAUGACUAGAGUUUUCAUAUACACCUGACUGCAUGCUUGCAACAACAUAGUGGAAAAUGCACAAUGGGACUGAAAGAGCACCCUCCACAUUGUUGUUAAAAAGCAUCUUAAAGGUGUAGUGUUGUGUUUAACCACCUGAAUAUGACAAUGAUUUUGUUUUGGUUAGUCAGAAUGGGCCUAUCUGCAUAAGGAGUGGAUCCCUAUCCACAGAGGCUGCCAUCUUUCCAUCUACAGAUGCACCAGCACCACCAUGUUUCUACAGUAGCACAGAAAGCACAAACUCGCAACACAUUUUUUUUAAUUUAGUGUGUGGCUAUGUGAAAUGCAUUGGUUUGAAGAUGAAGCAGAGGAGAGUGGCUGUGUGCAAAAUAAAUUGUGCUGAAAUGGUUUUGAUAGGAAAAACUUGUCAUGCAUCACAGGAGUGUCUCUUCACUGACAGAAGGGGUGAGCAUGGGAGCUCUAAAACCUAGAUAUUACUAAAAUAUCCUUCCAAACCUCUGUACCUUUACACACUGCAUUUACAAGUAAGACAAAAAAACAGAAUAAGGGCAAAAACACUUCCUUUUUGUUAUUAAACUAAACUUCUCUAUUCAAAGAAAAGUGAAACAAACUCCAUCAGAUUGUGUUUAUGUGAACUGCAACUCUAAACUCUCUGUUUCGAUGAGCUGAAACCAGGGAGGGUUAAGUGACAACAAUUGUUGUAACCACAGUAGGACGGUAAAUCAUGAAGAGAAAGUUAAACUUUAACAUGGGUGAUGUUUGUGAGUCUUUUGAAACACUCAACCGGCACAGAAACUCCUCAUUCUUAACACUUACUCACUUCCAGGGUGAAAUUAACAAUCAAAUCUAAAGUAGCAUUACAGAGCAGAUCACUGAGAAUUUUGUUUCUGUAUGCAAACAUCAGACUAUCAUGGGGUUGGAGCAGUGAGUUUAGAGACUUAUUUGAAAACGUUUCACUUCAUAAUUGAUGCUGGGGUUACUACAGUUGUUCCACUAUGUCUUGCUCACUUGUUUUUGAGUGCACAGCGGGGGUAUGUGGGUCUGUUUGAUUAUUUAUUCAUUAAGCCUGUCAUCACAGUGUGUGGGGGUAUAUUCUGGAAGAGAGGCAGGACAAUCAUGCAGCCCACAAGCUGCUGUACACAUACAGAGAACAUCCUGUAUAUUGUAGGCCCACAUUAUUACCCCCAGUGAGGAGUCUCUGCAGAAAACAGGAGCAGGCAAGAGUUAUGCAAUCCUCGUAAGGCACCAGUUUGUUGCAGGAUUGGAUAAUAUUGUCUGAAUAUCAUGUUGCCUCAGCAGGUUAUAGAGUAACCUAUGACUUGACAAGCUGCUGCAUACCUAAACUUUAUGAUGAUGGUGUCAGGGGAUAAUGUGUGACAGCUGAACUUCGAGGUUGCUCUGAUGGGCUCUGGAGUCACUUCAAGUGCAGGAAUGAUGAAUCCAAUCAACAGCUUGGUAGAUAGUUUGGAGUGACCCAGAAUAUAUACAGUUUUGUAUUUAUUAAUAUCAUGCCACACUGCAAAAAGUCUAUCUAAAACAUACUUUGAACCCUGUAUUUGACAGUGAGCUCAUUGCCCCAUAGUUAUGUAGACACCCAGCUUUUUCUAAAAUGUUCCAUCAGCACCAGUUGCAGAUAAAUGAUGAUGAAUUUGCAGCCGGACAGUUCGAUAUUUUCCAGAAAUCUCCAGUUACAAUAGCGGACCCUAUGUCUAAGCAGAAACCUGAUCUGGACCCAUAAAUAUCAAAGGCUUUGCACAUGUCAAACAAAAUCGUCAGGAGAAAGUAGCGCAAACCUCUGGAUAAGUCACUUACCUCACGACAGCUCCACAAUAAUCAUAUUCAGCUACAGAAGACCAUCAGAGUAAAUAUCAAAAAUCGUCGUCAGAUGCAAAACAUCCGCAACAGCCAGCCCAGUGAGACAACUCUUGCACAGGGUGUACUCCGGCACUGCAUUUCAGAGCAUUGGAUACAGGUCCCUUGGUCCAGUUUUGAUCCUCUGCCCCCCUUUCCACGAGCAUAUGACGGGCACGUACACUCAGGUACAGUGAGCCACACACUCUCCGUUUGACAAACCAGCGCUGAGGGGAGAUGGUGGUAUCGCUCCGCCGAUGAUGGAGUUCGAGCUGCGCCUCAGCUUCACCGCCGGGCUGAGGCAGCAAGAGCGGAGAGCUCCAGCGCCGCUACACAUCCUCCAUACUCCCUCCCGAGACCAGCUUCAGCUACAACUGAUACUGUACGAGGAAAAAAUGCCCGCGCGUAGUAGAAAGACAGGGGGAUGAGGGGCACUAUUUGAUUGUUGUGAGCAAGGAUAAAAAGAUGUAAAGGGGCAAGCCGGAACAAGCCGCUUUUCGAGGCGUGGGCUGCCUGCUUUUAAAGGAACAGAUCGUAAAGGCUGAGCAGUGAGCAGCAGAGGAUGCGCUUCAGCAAGUGCGCCUGUCAGGAGGAAGUCCUCUCACAUGCAAACACACGCAGGAACCGUUGGCUUUAUUGCAGCUCUGGGUUAAGAGAAGUAGAGAACAGGAAGAAAAACACGCGCCAAGCCACAAAGUCCUCCUUAGUACUUUCUGUUCACGUUUUAAUAUCAGGCCUACCAUGAAUUUAAAGCUCACAAGAGACAUACUCUUCCUCUACUGGUAUUUUGACAUUGUACUUAGUGUUAUUGUAGGACUGGGCGAUUAUAUGAUCGGGAUUAAUGAUCGUGAUACAUUUCAGUCCGAUCACGGUGAUCAGCUGUGAGCUAAAAUGUGCAUCACAACAGCCAAUCAGAGUGGAGCUUUUCCUGCUUACUUCUGUAAGUUGCUGGACAAGUAAACAGAGUGACCAAACGUGGAGCUGAGGGCAGUAAAAUAGAUGUCAGCUAUGACUUUGAGUCAUCCUCCAAAUAUGUUAUUGUUGAGAAGAAAAGUUAUUUAAUGUCUUGUUUAGUAUUUAUCUAUUCAUUUUUUAGUUUUAAGUACAGAUGCUUUAAAACUGGCAGUUAAAAAAAAAAUCGUGAUAAUCGAGAUCGGACAAUAUGACAAAGUAUAUCGCCCAGUCCUAUGUUUUUGUUAUAGUACUCAAGUAACUUACAUCAGUGCCAAGAAUCAAUACUUACAAAAUUUUAAGUUAAACACUCUUCAAGGUCUUCCACUUUGACAGGGCUUAAUUUAUUAAACUACUCAACUAAAUGACCUGAUGGAGUCAUUUUUCUCCUUCAUCCCAAAUGAAAUGGACACCUAAAGUGGCUUACUUUUCUAGAUUUCAAGGACUACCAAAAUGACCCCCAAUUUCAACCGCAUCCAAAACGACUAUGAAAAUGCCGUAUCCGCUGAUCGUAACCAUUCAAGUAAAUGUGUCAAUUUCCACCGUCUUCUUUCCAUUCCACUGCGGAUCGCCGGACUCCGCAGCUGAUCGCAAAAGUUCUAUUUUUUUCGGACACCGUAGCAUGCCAGAUAACUACAGCACAGAUUAACCCGUGCUGGAGAGGAAGUCAGGCACAGACACAAGAUAAAACAUCCGUCUUCUUUUCAAAAUAAAACACUCCGUGUUCCAGGUGGAUCGUAUUUCAUACCAUGCAAACGGGCGGAGAUGAAAAAGUGAAAGGUUUAUAGACAGCAUUUCACCCCAAUAACACCAUGGAUGCGGAGAUGCUGAUUUUAGAAGUCUAGAGGUGGAUAUCCUCUUCUGGAAAGACACAAUCUACUGCGUUCUACACAAUCUAAGCGACAACUUGUUUUCGCGUGAUUGCACGUGAAUCUUCGGGUUCUUGUGAGUUCUUGCGAUUACUGCUGUCUAUAAUCUGCCACAAUAUUUGCUUCACAAACGGAACCGAUAGGAACUGGCGUAUGGCAAAAAUCGCCGCUGUUCCAGAUCAGCACUGUUCCGGAUGUGGUGGAAAUCAUGGGUUACAAUCAUUACAAUGAAAGCUAUAAGUAUGACUCCAUAUACUAGUAACCUUAUUACAAUGUUGUCACAAUAGUUAGUCUUAAUCCAAGUCUAACUUUUGAUGAGCAGAAUAGCCAACCAUGGUUUAGAAUAUUGGAGUGGCCAGGUUUCAAAGGAGGCUAAUGCCACCACUGACUACCCUUUCUGACACAUCCCUGCUCCUUUAAGUAAUGAACUAUUGAACUUACUCUUGUUAAGCGGAUGUCGUCAUCCAGUUUGCAACUUAUAUUGGACUUUAUCUGGCAUCUCAGUUGUGGUAAAAUGGGUUUAUUGGCUGUGGGCCUCCUCCUAUUGUUUUUUAUUGCACCAUACAGUAAUACUAAUUCAGAAUAACAUCUCAGAAUAUCCACCGUGGUGACAUAUGAUUUCAACUGAGGAAGAGGUAGGUUGGCAUGAUUCAAGGACAACAUCUGUUUGUUAUUCUCCAAAAUAUAAAUGUAAUGUAAUUUAAAAGCAUGCCAGUUUAAAGAUUUGGGGACGUUAGAUGCAACAACUCUUGCUUAUGUCAAAGCUUCUCUUUUGUACCUACAGCCAUCAGACUAUUUAAUUCUUCCGUGAAUAGUAGACAACAUGAGACAUGAUACUACAGACAAUUCUCUUCAGGGAUCAAUUAAGUUGUUAUCUUAUCUAUCCUUUAUGGUGUUGAGGGUUUUAAGAAGACUGGAGACAAUUUUAAUGAGUGUUCUUGUCAUAUUCCUGCAGCGAAUCUGAGAUAGGAUGUUCCUAGUCACCAACACCUUGGAUCCGUCUUUUUUUGGACACCCACUGUACAUAUCUGCAGUCUGUUGACUUGAAAAAGUUGCUUUACUGUGUGAAAAAUUUGGAUAUCCACCUGUCUCCUUGGAAACAAGUGGUGGAUUUAGAGCGGUAAAGGAACUGAAACGUAGUUACAUAACGGCUCUACAGAAAGUAGGUGGAAAAUGAAAGCUUCCUAGGUGAAUGUUUUUAUUUAGAUGCUUCACUUAAAUGAGACUCACUGUCUGAAGAGAGUUGUUUGCAUUGUCAGAGAUGAGUCCUCAACAUAAAGGCCGGUCAGUGAUAUAAAUAUGAGGAUGAGAGGUCAGCACGCUCGACUGUUAUUCUGCAGUAAAAGCACAAAUUUACAUGAUUUAAUUAGACAACUGCUAGUUGUUCUGCUAGUGGAUGUAGUGGCAGGUUGUGUAGCAUUGGACUGUUUGUUCAUUCAAAAUUAGUUGCGCUCUGAUAGAGUAGUAUAGUUUUUCUAAUACUGUUCUAUUUUAUUUAAUGGAGUGAUGCCUUCAAGUUUAUCUGAAAGCAAAGUCAGAUAGACAUUAGCAUAACAGUGUGAGUGCUUGCAGUCUCUAUGUACACUUAAUGUGUUCAACUGUAAAGACACUGUGAAAAGAAAUCCCCAGCUGUUGCACUUGAAUUGUUCAAAAUUCUAAAAACGAAUCGACGUGCUUUGCCAAAAAAGUGUUGUCCAAGUUCUGCCAUGAAGACCUAUAGUUAGAAAUUUCAAUGGGACAUGAAGAUUUGAGUCUGUGGCAGGAUAAGGGCUGGUCCAAGUCUGUGCUGACUCUAACCAUAAGCUUUAAAGGUAGAGGGUGUCUGCCUCCUUGACACUGACCGGUAUGGUACCAAAGGAUGGGGGGCCUGACAAUAGAAGGCUCUACCUCCCAUUUUGAGAGCCUUCAGGUACAAUGAGUAAGCUUUCACUCCGGGGGCAUAAUAUUAGAGGGUCGAUGGGCACUGGCUUUUCAAGAUAUGAUGGUGUCAGACUAUUUAGACCAUGAAAAGCUUUGUAGGUCAGAAAUUAAAUUUUUUAGGAUUUGUGGUCUUCCAGUGAAGAGGGGCUGAUACAGAAGACAUGUACACUUACAGAUAGAGGUCCUGCUACCUCUGCAGUGUUUUGUCCAGGUGAGGAUUCUUUAGUGAGUUGCUGUGCUGCAUGAUUCGCUGGGGACAAUUUUCAGUGAGAGCUUGUUAGCAUUGUUAGCACACAUAAGCAUUAAACCCAGAGGGACACUCGCUUUGUGCCACUGACAUGGCUUUAGAUUUGUUUGAGUCUUUAGUUGAGCUGAAUAAAAAAAUAAAAAGACAUAAAAAAUAUAUAUAUUUAAGUUGUUGGAGGAUAUAUAUAUAUAUAUUUUUUUUAAAUGAAACUAUCAAAAUGUAAAUUUUGCGACCACACACACAAAACUACAUUUUUUUAAACUUCUGCUUACCACCAAUUCAAAGCCGGCAAAAGACAUGGAGGAGAACACUUAAAAAUUCAGACCCUUUAAUGAUGCAAAUGUCCUUCCAAUAGCCUUGUUGAAGUCACUGUCUUAUGUCAUGUCCACAUAUGCCUCAUGUCCACCGAAAGAAGAAAAUAUAAAACAAAAAAGUUAUUCAGACUGAUCAUAAACUAAAGAUGUGGAAUAAAGUACAAUAAAAUGCAUUUUAUUUCCUUACUACUAUACCUGUGAUCCUGGCUGGCACCUCUGCUGUCCUUUACUGCUCCUUUCUUCAAUCUUUUAUCCUCAACCCUUUUUCAUCUGCUGUCUCUCCUCUUUGCUGUCUCUGAAAGUUUUUGUGUGAUUUCCAUUUCUGUUUAUUUUUUCCCCUCACUUUAUCUUCACUCCCUCCUCUCCUUUGUCUUCCUCACUCUUUUUUAAUACACUUCAGAGCUAUCCUCUUGUCUUGUCAUGCCUCCUUUUGAAUGUUAUAGGUCAUCUCCUGUCUUUUCCUCUUCAUUCACUCAUGAACUAAAAUUCAAAAAUAACUACUUACAAAUAAAACCUAUGAAACAUCCAAAUAUAUUGUGUUUGUAACAAAAAGCCAUUUGACUCCCUUUCUUCUUUUCACUCUCCUGUUUGUGUUUUAGUUAUUUUUUAUUGUGCAGCCUUCGCUGACAGUGUGUACAUCUCUGUGCUCACCCAAAGUCAUGCAACACUCACAGAAAUCACAGAGUUUCAGCCAAAGUGUUCAAUAUGAAGAGGUUGUUUACACUACUGGAUGUUUCUCCUCUGAAGCUGCUCUCUGCCUCUAACAUUGUUUACUUUACUCGCGAAGCACAUAGCAAGAUCCGAGUAUGAAUCCGGGCGCUUUGUUAAGCUUUAUUAGCCUAUCAGAGGUAGACAGGUACGAUGAUUUGAUUCACCACGACUCCAAAAAUUAUUGAAAACCUACAGAAAGAAUGUUACAAAAUGACAUUUCCGCGCUCCCUGCUUUAAGAAUAGACAUGCGCAGCAGCGCCGCCGGCUUGGAAGGCUGAUAUGCAUACACGCUUCUCCUUUAAGGGUUGAAGUAAAGCUUUUUCACAGUACGCGGAAGUGAGCAUUCUGCGGUGUUAGCGUGUGGUGGAGCCACUUAGCAUCGCCCAUAGACGGCCAUUCAUUUUUCUCGGUAUUAACAAGCUCACGGCUCGUUUUUUUGAAAGGUAAAAUAAAAUUUUAUGCUUUGUGCUGUUUUAAUAAAUUCUGUUGUGAUUUUGUACUUUACUUUUCGGGAAUUAUGUUUCAUUGGUCAUUACUGAAGAGCAAUUGUUACCAUCAUCGGAAAAUUUCCAGACGCUAACACCGGAAAUGAGCAUUCUGCUCAUUUCCGCGUACUGUGAAAAGAUCUAUACCUACAUGCACCCGGCUUUCCGAGUAGAAAUGCGCAGCGUCGCUCCCGGCUUGGAAGGUGCGUACAUGCUGUCCUGGUUUAAAUGUGUUAAAAUUUGCCGUGGAGGUGCUCGACUCGUCGUUAGAGGCUGGUAGCAGAGGAGUAGUAACAGCCACUAGAGGGAAACACUUCUUCAUCUGAACAGGAAGGCUACGUGCUGCUUUCCUGCACAUGCUGCCACUCUCUGGUGAACUGAAGUACUGCAUAUUAAACUCAGACCAGCUCAAAUCCGAGAUCCAGGGCUCUUGAGAAAACAUCCGGGGCUUGAGCCCUAGGGCCUACUCUACGAGGCAAGUUCGACCUAGCAAAGCUGGAUCCACUUAUGAGGUUAGGUACCUGAGAAGAAAAAAGGAGGAGGAAGAAUUAUUUCAGGGCCAAAAUUUGAAGAUUAGAGAUUUAAAGGCCUCGGGUGUUUAGCUCUGUAACAGAGAUUAUUGAUUGUCAUGCCAGGUUUGUGGUCUGUUGUAUUGAAUUUAGCUUACUUUUUGAAGCUCAUUACCAGGAGGAUUUGUGAAGGAUUAGAUUUUGCCCCCAUGUGCUUUAUUUGUAUACAGUUUUGUAAAGUAGUUUUUUUGCAAUGCACCCCUUCUUUUGGAUGAUAAGGCCAGUUUCAACAGGAUACCAACCAGGUUGUUGUUUUCACUUUCACCAGGGGCCUGUUCUACGAAGCAAGUUCGACCGAGCGAUGUUGCCUUGGAGCUACCUCGCUCAACUUAGCGCAGUAGCCAGUGGUCUCACUAAACUCCUUGCUAAAUUCCUUAGUUCCUACUCUUUAUCUCCUUCUUCUACUCCUCCAUACUCCCCAUAAUUCCAAUGAAAGUUUGAACAUUUAGUUACGCAGCGCAAACAUAGCUGCUCUUUAAGAAGUCAUUUCUGUACAGGAAGUAUACCCCAUUAUGUGAAUUUCAGUUCAAUGAUGCUCCAGAUGCCUGGAGGAGGUCAACACCACUAGUGUUUCAUUCACUGAGAUGAGUGAUGUUAGCAUAUCUGGGCCGAGAGGAUUGAAAAAAAAGAGAUGGGUGAAAGAAAAGAGUGAGAGAGCAUGGAAACCCUCUCAGCCCUGCAGGAGAACCCACUCAGUUAGAUCUUAAUGUUCAGUCAGCUGCAAAGAAUCACAGUCAGGUCAUGCAGUACAGCAAUGCUUGUCUGUGAAAUUUAGCCCUGAAUACAUGGACACACUGCUUUUAUUCAACUGAUCUAUAUCUGUGUACUAUUAGAUCUGUCUGUAUUAUUACAGAACAAGCCUCAAGCUCCCCUUUAAAAAGAAAUAAGGCGUUUUAAUCAUUUUAUCCGGGAGAUAUCUUCAUGAUAUGUUGCUGCACUUGCAACAACAUUGACAAGUUCAGUGUGUUUUAUAUUUUCAACAUAAAAAACUUUCACACUUAUGCACUGCUUUUUUUUUUUUACAGUAAAACUGAUCACCAGGCUGUGCUGAAAACUUAUUCUGAUUGGUUAAUCCUGUAAAAACAGUGAUUAAUUCUAAAAAGUAAAAGUGAUGCCAGAGAAACUCUAAUCACACACUUCAUAUCAUGUUGUGAGGAAGGAAACAAAGACAGUUAGUGCGCACAGAUGUUUGAGCAGCCCGAGGACCGACUGGGCCUGGACCAUGUCUGAAAGGGAAAAGUGGAGCAAGAUUGUCCUGCAAUCCAGGCACAGACAGCUGAACUCCUGAUUACCCCUCUAGUAGUAAAGUUGUGACAUUUACUACGACAAAUGUGGGUCAACUGCAAUGCACAAAGAUGAAGGAACAACAUAUAAGUUCCUACAGAAGUCCUGUAGGAUAAACUGACGAUAAAGCUGCAUAAUAACAUCAUUUUAAAUAACUGAAUCAAUAUUUUCUUCCAACUUGUCUGCAUCAUAUGAUAGGAUAAUGACCCCUCCAUUUGCAUUGAGGUUCUGCUGUCUCUGUCAGGAUACUAAUUUGCAUAACCAUACAUACUCCCGAAUGUAAUAUUUUUUAAUUGCAAUGAAAACAGAGUGUGCUAUAGUUAACUCCCAAACCCAACAAUUAAACUGCAUCGGCUAUUAUGCGCUGCAGAUGAAAAAACUUUUACACCGCAGCACUUAACUUUGUGAACAACAGAGAUAAAGAAAACAUUGCAGCAGGUACUAAGUGACCCUUGCUGCUAACCAGCAGGAGAUGUUUAUGUAAGAUGCAGAGUUGUAAGGUUAAUUUUUUUUAACCUACAUGUAAAGGCAGAUAUUGAGGAAAAAGGAAAGCAAACUGUACAUUUUUAAAAAUUUUAUCUUAAAGGCUUAUAAAAUACUUAAUGUCUAUAAUACAGGUCAGGGUGGUGUUUGUCAUGCCUCAAGUUUUUAGCAUUUGUCUGACAUAAAAUAUGCAAACAGCCAAAAACUGACUUAUCUUGAUUCUUCAUAUCUUGAUUGCGUUCACAGCCUGUCCAAGCACAUUUCUCAGCCUGCACUUACCUUAUAAGCCCUGAAGAUGGCCCCUAAGGCCUUGUUUGUGUGCAAAGUUCACAGCGCAGUAGUGACACCCAUGGGGCUUCUCCUCUGUGUGCAGGUUGCAUCUUUAAUUCUUAUCAGCCAUAAUUUAUCACAAGAUGCUUGUGACAAAAAUAGACUUUGAAUAAACUAUCUUGCUGAAUCAUUGAACACUUGUCUCUUUAGGCUGAUAAACAGAUCAACUAAACUCAAAACCAUCAUUUUUAAAAGAAGCAGCAGUGGUGUACCAAACACAGAUCGUUACAUUCUACAGCAAACCCCAUUUUAUUGUCUUCAAUCAAAUUUAAAAUAUACAUAGACCUGAAAUGUAUUAUUCUCCAAGUAACAGUAAUAUGUGUCAUAGUUUAAUUUCAGUAAAUUUUUUGGCAUGCACCUACAAAAAUUCAUAUAACCAUUAGUAUCAUCUUAACAUAUGCCAAAAAAAAACCUUAUCUUUAGUUGACAGUCUCCUCUGUUAUGUUCUGUAGGCUGCCCUUCCCAUGCAUGCCCUUAAGAUGGCGCCUUAGGCCCAGCUUGUGUGCAAAGUGCACAGCGCAGUAGUGGCACUUGUGGGGUUUAUCUCCUGUGUGCACGUUGAGGUGGUCUUGCAGCGUGGCCUUGUGAAAAAAUGUCUUGUGGCACAGCGGGCAUCGAAAAAGCUUCGCACCAGUGUGGACUUGUAUGUGGAGACUCAGGCUGCUCUUCUGGGAAAAACCCUCUCCACAGACCAAACACAGGUAUUGUCUGUGCUCCUUCAAGUGGCCGAGGUAGCUGCUCAGAUCCUGGAAAACUCGGUCACACCUCCUGCACAGAUAAGGCCUCUGGGUUAUUGUUUCUGCUUCAUCUCCUCUCCUAUCUCCUUCCUCAUUUUGCUUUGUAUAACUCUGUAACAGUUGCUCAUGAUUGGCAGAGCUUCCUCCUGUUUUGGGGGACAGACAAGCUUGGAUAGGAAAGUGCAGUCUACAUCUUGGACCAAGUGCAAUGCGAUCAGCUUGAUAUGAAGUCUUAAGUUUGUGAACAGGCUGGAUCUCUCCACCUUCCACUGAGUUCAGGACGUCCAAACAACAAGCUGAAACUUCACUUAAGUCUUUUGUUUCUAAAACUUCCCUCCUGUCAUCUCUGACCUCCCUCAUUCUUUGGAUAUCCGCAUUGUGGCCUUGACUAACCCCUGGCUUGGAUGUACAAUCCUCUAAAUCAACUUCCUGUUUGAUGAUGCCAGGUUGGGCUGCACCGCUUUCCUCCUCAUUUCUGUAAAUAAUCUCUUGCUGGCUGCUUUCUGGCUGCCGGGUUCCUUCCUCCCGUGAGGGCUGGUCCAUUGUCAGGAAGGCCAGAGUGGGACAGAGGUACUGGGAUACAGCCUCUGCACAUUUCUCCGCCACCUGGACCAUCUGGAGAGCGCUGGCUGCAGUGAGGUAGCUUACCAGCUCUGUCAGCGGGACCUGAAGUAACAAAUUAUUAAUGUUAGCCAAGCAAAUAAUAAAUUAAUGAUAAAAAGAAACAACAAAAAGCCUCAGCCCCACUUCAGCACGAAAACAAAAUCACAGCUACAACCUUCCUCUUACCUAACAGCCACUUUUUGUUUAAAUCUUUCUGUUGUAAUGUCACAUUUAAUAUUCAUCCUUAAACUCUCCUGGUGCAACAGGAACCAGCCCUGGAAUAUCUUUUAACUGCAGUAGAUUUGGGAAUCAGGCUGUUUCCUGGAUUUGACAUGAGUUUGGAAAACUUAAGAUGAUUUAGCACCUCUAGUAGUCCUGUGUAGCAGGACAGCAAAAGCCUCUUCCCGACCUCCGUGCUCGGAACUACACCCACGUUCAGCUCGGCAUGUCCUUCAUGGAGCAGGAACUGGUCCCGCAGGAAAUCUGAGGAUGCUGCAAACACCACCCUGUGGCCGUGGAAGCAGAGAGGCUGGGCUGUAGCCCCUGGUGGACCCCCAAUGAGGAGUGUGAUGUCACAGAAGCGGAGCUCCUCUCUCAUAGCGUUCAUCCUCAUGAGGAUGGAGUCAGUGUGGGCGGGGAAACGGAACAGCAGAGUGUCAGGGGAGUUUGACAUGGUGGCCUGUCUGGAAUGAAAAGAAUCUUCAGUGCAAACAAAUGCAGUUGUGGUGGCGAUGAAUAUUUAAAUACGCUGUGGCCUCAUAUGGCAUGCUCCCUCUAGAAAUUUGAUCAGAACUCUGGGUGCCACCAAAUAAUAUUGCACUAUGACUAAAUAUUUGCCUUGUCAGAAGCAGAUCCACAGUUCAAACUAAGCAGCAACAUUUGAAGCUUGAAAAUUAAGACCAAAAAAUAGAUAAAUAAAAAAUUAGAACAUGUUACAUAAAAAACUUUUGGUCUCAGUGGCCUUUAUAUUUAUUAUUUAUUCAUUUAUUUUUAUUGUGUUGGGGCUAAGAGUCUUACAUACGUAAAUAGGAAUAAUUCAGUAUCUAAGAAUCUCAAACAGCUAUUUCCACUGCAGAGGUGUACAAGGUUUGUGUUAAAUGAGAAAGCAUGCUGAAGGAACAGCUUAUUUACCAAAAAAAUCACAUAAAUUAUUCAUAAUAACAGAUAUGAUUGACUUUUAAAAGGAGACAGGGCGAGUUUUGUUAUCAUUAUUAUUAUUAUUAUUAUUAUUAUUAUUAUUUUAAAAACACACCGGCACCUCAUUAUUUUACAAUAUCUUACAACCCGACGAUAUCCAUUAAAGUUCAAAGUAGAUAUAAUGUGAGGGAAAAGGAAUAGAAAAAAUUUUUUUAGGAUGUUUAUGUGCGCAAAUGCCACCCCUGUAUUAUUUGCUGACCCAGACAGACCACCUAAGUCAGAACACAAAGACACGCCCCUGCAUAUAUGAGGCCCACUGAUCCACAGUCAACUCAUAGAUCCAACAUCAAUCAUUAUAUUUUCUUGAUUUGAUUACAAGUAUAUAUGCCAGAAAAAUACAAGCUAUGAAGACCCAGCCUCACCUUCAACUGCUGACUCAACCUGAGCUGUUGGAUCCAGGGUGCUUCUCUUGGUCCAGAACCACAUAAAAGCACUGGGUGAACAGGCGCUCUCUAUUCACUUGAAAGUUGGACCACAGGCAUUGAUGGAAAAAAUGUUAAUGUCUUCCACAUGCAGAGGAAUAAGAUAGAUCUUUUCAGUGGUGAAGCAGUGAUAUCCCUGCCUACUCCUGCUGUCUGCUGAGCCUCUUAGAUUUAAACAGCAGUGUGUAUACUGCGCAGGGCCACAUGAACUAGUUAACCCCUCACGUGCCUGUUAAAGAUAAAGAAGAUUGUUUAAGAUGGAAAAUGUAUUAUGAUGAUACAGUGAUCACAUGUAGUGAUUUAUCUAGAGUGUCUACAGCAGCUUAAAUUGUAGUUGUGUUGGCAAUGGAAUAUUUUUGAUAAAUCACUGAUUUUGGGGAGGACAUCAUAUAUAUUUUUAUCAUAAAAUAUUACAACAAUCAGUGAGUUUGGUGUCAAAUGAAAAUAUUGAUGAUUGCUUUUAGACACCAAGACAUGUAGCUAACAAUACUGGUUUAAAAAAAAUUGGUGCAGGAAGGUACCUGAGAAGAAAAAAGGAGGAGGACGAAUAAUUAUCUCAGGGCCAAAAUACAGCACAUUUGAAGAUUAGAGAUUUAAGGGCCUCGGGUGUUUAGCUCUGUAACAGAGAUUAUUGAUUAUCAUGCCAGGUUUGUGGUCUGUUGUAUUGAAUUUAGCUUACUUUUUGAAGCUCAUUACCAGGAGGAUUUGUGAAGGAUUAGAUUUUGCCCCCCAUGUGCUUUGUUUGUAUACCGUUUUGUAAAGUAGUUUUUUUGCAAUGCACCCCUUUUUUUGGAUGAUGAGGCCAGUUUCAACGUGAUACCAACCAAGUUGUUGUUUUCACUUUCACCAGGUCAAUGUCUUCACGUGUCAUUGUAAUGUUUUUGUUUGUGUUUGUUUGUUUUUUCCUCUCUUGUUGUCAUUUUGUGCAUAUAAGGCUGAAAUGUUAACUAAACCGAAGUUUCAAGGCCAGGAGAUCUGGAGCUCAGCCAUGUUCCUUUCCAUAUUCACAUGAACUCUGUGCCUUUCGUCUGCUUGGAUAAUAUGUUUUUUUUUUUUCUUCAUUUUGUUUAUCCUUCAUCCUAGCAAGGAGGACCCCAUCUACACCAAGGGUUCGUCUCUAGAGGUGCCCUACAGUAAAAUAAAACAAAGAUACACACAGUUACCAAAUAAUUUCCCUAAAUGCCGUCUUUCCCAAUUCAGUCCUAAAGCAGCUGCGGGCAUAUAGAGUACAUCUCAGUGAUCAGAAACUGGUAGUAUUGUACCUUGAGCAAUAUGUUUUCUACUUCUCUCUUUUUUGGCAUGACUAACUCUUGCACAGCUUUUCAAUUAAAUUUUAUAUGUGUGAUCUAAAAGACAGAUCCCGAUUUAGCCAGAUACUUAAACCAUUGAACACAUUUAAUGUUUAUAUCAUUGGGUGAAAUAUUUGGUCAUUAAUUUACUUUAGGGGGUCAGCAUUUGUGUGAGACGAAGCAGAGCAGAAACAAAAUAUCAUGGUAUCAUCAGCAUAAUGAUGAAUUUUUCUUUUUUUGUCAUUGAUACUUAAAGAAAACAAAAGUGGUUCAAAGGUAGAUCCCUUUCUGAACUCCAUAGAGAAUGACUGUACAGUACAUGUGGUGUUGCUUUAGUUCUGUUAGUAACAGCGUUGGAAAACCAGAUAUUUGAAAUCCAAUGGAAGAUGAUGCACAUGGUAAAAUGUAGUGGUCAACUGCAUCAAAGGUCAUAGAGGGGUAAAUUGGUCGGUUUAUUUUACUAUAUCAUUGAAGACAUUGUACCAUGACCUGGUCUAAAUCCUCAAUGAGCAAAGUAAUUAUAUUGGGAGAUAGAAGAUUACUUAGGUGCCUAUUUAUCAAUGAUUCGAGAACUUUUGUCAAAAAGUUUGGAGAUGAGUUGAGAGUUGAGGUCAAGCCUUUAAAUGACAGAAGGACAUGUGGCAUAUUCCACUUUGUACCUGGUGUGCUUUAAUGCUACACUGUGGCUGAGCAGGACAGAAUAUGGUUCAGAGGAUAAUUUUAUUAAUAUAACAAACACUCAUAUGUGACCUUUCUAGUGGCCUCGUUUCCUCUUUUUGCUGUACAUCUUAGGACAGUUUGAUAGGUUGGGGAACCCCUAUCGAGAGCACUUUUCAGUUAUGCAAAUUUGGUGUAUGUGUCAGGUUGAGGUUUGUGUGAAGGGUGGAAUUUGAUGAUAGCAUUGUGUUUGCUCUGCCCUACUUUAGGCCUACUGUUGUGACAUUUCUGAUUCGCUUUGCUCCUUUUUGAAAUCAAUACUCUGCUGUGCACUUAAGUCAGCAGUUGAUCCUUGUUUCCUGAAACCACACUCCUGUCUGCUACAGAUUCCUCGCUUUCAAAUCAAACCUGCCUGCUUGAGGACUUAUGUCUCUGUACAUGGGAUGCACAACCUAACCAAGAGGCCAAACUGCUUCAAGUGUGUUUUGUAGCUGGAUUAUUCACUGUGGAAGCAAAAAGGGGUAUGCCAAUUGGAGCCCUGCCAUAUCUUACUGAAAGCAUUUUGAUAAUCUCCCAAAUCGUAUCAACAAAGCAAAACCCCGUAGCAGAGAGGAUCUCUAUGAUAAUGCCAAACAGUACUUUUACUCUUCUAAGUAAGAGAAGUACAAAUAGGAGUUAUUGUCGAAGAAUUUAGGCUUCAUUUGGAUAACAACAAACACUUCGAUGGCAUGGGAUCUUUUCCAUAUAUCAAUCACACAUCAGGACAACUUUUAGAAAGCAUUCAUUUUAAAUUUGUUUUCCAAUAUUUAAGCCAUUUAGCUGAUCUUUGGCAGCCACCAUUCAAUAAAGAGCCCAGAAAAUAACACUCAAACAAAACCAUUCAGCCUCAUUUGAUUAAAUUAAACUCAAAACCAUGCAGACUUAAUUUUUGCUCCAUGUUGGUACUCAUGUGUUGGCUAAAGUUCAGGACAUGGUAAAACAUUCCAGUUUAAUGAAGUCUUUUGUUUAACUUGAAGAUGAACGGGAUGACUACACUUAACUCCUCAUGCACUGUGUUCUGCAGUGUGUGAUGCUUAGUUUUGUUUUUAAGCUAAUUUGUUGUCUUUGUAUGCUGUAGUUUAGAGGGUAAAACAGUGGAAACUGCUGUGGACUAAACCGGGCUUGAAGACAUUUUAAUGAUACGUGUAAUGCAUGUCUUGGGUAGCACUGCUAGUGUGAAAUCUGCCCCUCGAUAUCCAAUGGUUGGUGCCUGUGGAGUCAUUUUUUUGGCCAGAAAGUGUGGUGUUCCAGUAUAUUUGUUUGUGUCUCUGUAAGACUUGUACUGCUUCUUUUUUUGUUCACUUGUGGUCUGGUUUCCCGUAUGAGUUUGUUUAUCUUUCAGAGGCUAGGUGCGGCUUUCCUGGCGCUCCCGGCUUGGACACCUGCCUUUCAUAACACAAUCAACAGGCCCUGCUCGUCCAUUAUGCUGGAUGAAUGCUGCCCAUGUGGUGUGCCUCCCACAACUGGGCUCAAGCACCACUCCAACCGACCGCUCCACUCCUCUAACUUCUCUUCUCCUCCUCAAUAGCAUUAUUUCAGUCUCAAGCCAGCAGCAACUCAGCCAAUCCUCCCCAAAGCCCUCAAUUAUCAUAAAAUUCCCUGUCACUUAUCCCACUUCUAGGUCUUACAAAAUUCCAAAAUGAGCUAAAAUGCAGAGCUGCCAAGCAUCAUGCUUUGAGUGUCACGCAAUUUGACCCAUUCUCACACCACACGCCACACUUGACAUUUCUCUAGCUUAUGUUUCCCCAUUCAAUAUUCUGUAUUUAUUUUUUUCAUGAUCAUAAACUUGGCUUGCCGUAGUCUGAGUCACUCAGAUUGACUGACCGAGAAAACUAAUACCAGACCAAUCAAUCAGUCCUUUGUGCCUAAAUCUAACCAACCACGGAAGGCACCAUGCAAUAUAAACCAAUCAGAACCAAUCUCUCUCUUUCACACACAACAGCGCCGACAUUUAAAACCCACUCAACGUACACCUGCUCUCUUGAAAGCGGACGGUAGGUAACUAGGACAUCAGUCUUAAGGUAUAAAUCAACGUUAAAAAAGGCAAAAAAUGUUUCGCUGCGACACAUCAUAUCACUAAAGUCUCACUCUUGUCAUUUUCUAAAACUUGGCAGCCCUGAAAAUGUAAUGAUCAUUUCAUAUACUUAGUGGUUUUAACCAUAGGCUGUAUAUAGAAUGGACACCAUCUGCCUCAUCGCUGGGUGACGCCACUCAGAGAACAGCACCCUCUGGUGACGGGCUGCAGUACAGUUCAUAAAUCCCACCUUCACCAGCCAUCCUUAGGAGCUGUGGACAAACUUUGUAUUAUUGUAUGUAUUUUAUGUAUACGUUUUAUUUAAAAACAUAAAAUAAAGUAAAAACAUUUUAGUGCUGCUGCUGAUGUAGGCCCAUUAUUCCUACUCCCGAUACGUCAAAGCUCCGCUACCGUUAUGUGCCUCCUGCUGUGCAGUGUGCACUGAGCAUCCUGAAUGUGUUACAUUUUGAGAUUAAAAACCUCAUGUGGCACCCUGAACAUCAUCCAUUGGUACUAUUUGUAUGGUUGCAUUGGUAUUAUUUAUGUUCUUAUCUAGGCCACCCCCUUAAAUGUGUAAAGACAUGUCAGGCGCAUUAAAUUUAUACUGUAGUAGGUGUGUGAAUGACUAACAAUCAAUAUUAUUGGCAGAAAUAGAGGGCCCCAAAAUCAAAUGUUGCUUAGGGCCCUGUUGAGGCUUGGGUCGGCUCUGCCAACAUAUCAUAGAAAAGGUUAAAAUGAACUCAAUAAAAGAAGAGUAAAACAUUUUAACAAGCUUUUUGUCAACAUUUAAACAUCUCAAUUUCCUCAAAUGAAAUAACCUCUGAUUUGCCCUUGGCAGAUUGGAUCUGAGUUGGUCUCAAAGGACAGUCUGUCAUCCAGGAUGGUGCCUUGGUAUUUACCCAGGUAUAAUGACACAGUAAAUAACAAUUAAAGCAGGUUCUGAUUUCUCUGUGAUUGAACUUAGUCAGAUAUUAUGUUGUCUUUCACUGCACAGAUUGAGUUUUAUAGGUUAUGGCUUUAAUAAACCGUGAGAGGGAAUCCUGUAGUGGUUAUUAAAAGCUUCCGUGUCAAACGCGGAAGAAGCAAACCCAGGUCAGAGAGAACAUCUAUGAGAGAGAAAGCCUGAGCUGAUCUUCUGCUCCGCCCUCCUCCUCACCACCACCACCAUCAUCAUCAUCAUCAGACAGAGUAAACUCAUCGGCUUACACAGUCAGACCAUAGACUGUGUGCGCAGGACCAAUAAGUUAGAAAGACGUAAACAGAAGGAGAAGUAGGGCAGUAGUUGCCUGAGUUUCGUUUCCUAACCUGGUCAAACCGUCGAGUUGGGCAUAAAAUAACGGAGUUUGCCGAGUGUGUGCAAGAUGUCAGAGGAAGAUAUUUUAGGGGAUAUGGUCUCUGACAGGGAAAGUAUUGGGGCACCAUCGGACGGCUAACGUCUCUGGUUUAGCCAAAACGACGCGAGCUCGUCCACUACGACCAACCGAGCAGGACGUUCAACCGACCGAGCUGUGCUGAUUUGGGGGGAAGUUAAGCAGCCAAAAGACCCUAAAAGACGACGGCCACGGUGAGUUGUGUGAGUGUUUCUGUAGCCGUUGUUAUGCCACCUGUUGUAGUUAGCUUAGCAAGUACAAUUAAAGGCGAUAAAACAGCUGAUUCAUGAUGUUUUACAGAUGUGCUGAGCUCUGCAUUUUUAAACAAACCCCAUGAAGUGAUAAGGAGGGCACUGUUGCUUCAAAGUGCAAUGUUUUUGUGUGGAGACAAAUGGGAACAAAGUCACAAGUUGCCCCAUGGAUAAAAAGCUUACCAAUAUUGUACCAUUUAGACAGAUGUGAAUACCACCAGUUUACAUCAUAGUCUAUGCACACUCUACCCUAUUAUGGUCCUAAUGCAACAGUCGUGUUGUAGGUUUCAUGAAACUCAUUGAACAGACCAUAAUAGGGCUAUAUGAACUUGACUUUUAAGGACUUUUUAAGCUCAAAUUAAUGAACUCACUAAGAAAGUACUCUGUUAUUGUUUCAACAUUAAUUAUAGGGAAGAGUGGGGUAAAGUUGAGCCACCCCCUGUUGCUUGGAAAUGGUAAAAGAAAUUGAUCAUGUGACCAAAUAUUUAGGAGAUGGGCAUCAAUUCAUGGAGUCUGUGGAGGUUCGAAGCGCAUAGGUGAAGGGGUUAGACCAGGGGUUCCCAACCUAUUGUGAGCCGUGACCCCAUUUUGACAUCACAAAUUGCUGGGGACCCCCGAGACACUUUUUUUUCUAGAAUUAGACCACACAGCAGACAUUUUGGCUUCUCUUCAUUGCGCUCAAUGACACUCGUAAAUCCAUACUGAAGGAAACUUUUGUCGUAUUUCUCUGUCUUUUUGGUGUCAGUGUCUCCGUUCCUCUCGGAGCUGUCUUUACAGGGCCAGGCGUGCGAAGAAAUCUCUCAUUUUAAAUUUGUUUUAUAUUUGUUGAGGGAGGACUGGGGUUGAGAGUGGGGGGUAGUAGGGAUUUGGCUCAACUUACCCCGCUUCUAUGGUCAACUUACCCCAUACACGGAGUAAGUUGACCAUUAGAGACCACUUUUCUGGAAUGCUAUAUUAUCAAGACAGAUAUGUUUACGCUCCUUCUGUUGGUUUCCAGGGAUGCACUAUGUCUUGAAAUAUAUGCAGAUACACUCAUUAGAGACAAAACUAUAAUUGCUUUAAAGUAGUGAUCCGAAAUAUGAAAAAUGGCCCAUCUUACCCCACUCUCCCCUACUCGUUUAUUGUUUCAACAUUAAUUAUACGUCUCUUAUAGAGCAGAUCUUCACUGACACUUUUUGUGAUAAUAACCUAUUUACAGAUAUACAGCUUCAUCCACCAACAAUGGGCAAGCAUUAAGCAACAGCGGCAAGAUAAAACGUUGUCUUUAACAGACAGAAAGCUCAAGCAGAACCAGACUGAUUGAUGAACACUCAUCUACCAGUGGAGUCCAGACAAAACAUGAGAGAGAAAAAUAACCCUGUAGGACAUUGUUCAACUCUUUUAAGUCUAUUUGGAGUCUUAUGAAACAUACUGAAAAUAACAUUGAUGUGUGUCAUUGAUGUUCUGUGAAUAAUAGAAAUUAUUGGCGCCUACCCUGCAGCAGGGUAAGAUCAAAAGAAGUGAUUACGGCACAGAUUCGUGAUCAGUGCUACAUUUGAGUGUUCAAAGAAAGCAGAAGGAAAUGUCUGAUUAAAAAAACAUGCUCAGAACAAAACCAGCUGCAGAAAAUGGUAUUAAUUUAAAAAGAGACUGUUUUGCAGGUUCAGCUAAUUGCAGGACUGCUCCGUUAAAUUGUGCUGUAUUAGAUUAAAUGAUAAGGAAGAGGAUGUCAAGUUACUUUUAGGUUGAUAUAGUUGGACUGAAAAUGAAUUCCACAAGCCAGGUAAGUUAAUUCUCUUCAGAGCUGCCUAGUCAUUUUCCAGUCAAAGUAACCGGGGGGGAGGGGAGGGGAGGGUUCUGGUUGAGAGCUUGGAUGAGGUGUUGUCUUCAUUGUUCAUGUCAUCCUGAAACCAACAAUAUACUAAUAUGAACUCUGAAACUGACUGUGAAUCAUGUAACCUGAGACUUUGAGGAAGCAGUUACAUUAUUGAAUCAACUUCUUUCAUUUAGACACACCUUAAUAAAGUGUGAUGAAAUGUCAGACAUGCUUUAAAUGGUGGUAUUAAGUGCUUGUAAAACAUAACUCAAUUUGCUUCUGAUUGGGUCACACUUUGUUUGAUUCAGUAGUUACUUUUAAAACAUGUACAGAAAGUGGAGAAAAUUUGGUGGAGGUAUUUCUUGGAAGAGCAUAACCACUGACAGAUAUACGGUAUAGGGAAAGUACAUUAUUCUCAGUUCAGGGGUUAUGCAUUUUGUACUCUGCAAGAUCUAUUCAGGUCACAGACAGGGGAGAACACAGUCAGCAGAUGUUAUGGAGAAAAUGGUUUGGCUUGUGCAAAAUAGAUCAAAAAGCUACUGCAAGGCUAAAGCUUUUUGUGUUACUGUGACAUAUUGUUGCCAUAGUAAUGAUCAGCGUAAUCUAAGGAGGAGAUAACAAAAGCAGUUUUUCUGUUAUUUAAGCCCCAUAGCCUGUCAUGUGUCAAAACAGCAAAUACUUUAAAACAGCACUCAGAAUGCUGCAAGAAGAAACAUGUGCUCCUAAUCUUACUUCUAUUGCAUUAAUCUGUGGUCUGUGUCGCAGUUUUUAUGUUGAUGGAGCGAUGUAAAAUUGCAUUGGAAUACUUCAAAGGACGACUGAAUGGUGUGAUAAGGGCUGGGACAAUACCACACAGUGGUCUCACAGCAUGUGUGGCUUAUUUUUUUACCAGAGGGAACAUAACUUUGAGCUCAAAAUGUGUUUGCCAUUAAAGGGAGAUACCAUGAGAAAAAAGUGGGUAAAAGUGUGUUGUUGUUGCUACAAAAAGAGUUAGUGCCAAAGUUGGUUGGAAAGGCUUUUUGCAUCUAACCCAACAGAAAGAGGAAGUAACACGAACGAUAAAGUGUAAUUUUCUACGAUUUAUAGUCGUAUUUAACAAAGUAUGUCGCAUAGUUAUGUUUUUAGACGUUUUUUUGGGGGAAGUUAAAAAGCGCUGAAACAUUAACAGCGUCUCCGUUAUUGGAAGGGGGUGAUUAAAAAGCUCAUGACUACUGCUGAGAAGACCAAAAAGCCUGACCAGCUAAAACGGCACUGGUCAGAAGUUUAAAGCUGAGAGGCAGCUGGCUGAAUCCAUGCUCACUCUGACAAGGUGAUGUGAUGACCCCAGACAUAACGUCAUUUGGUUUACUGGCAUACCCAAAAGGGCAGAUCCAUGUAGGUGGUUUGUUUAACCUAGAUAAAUAAACACAAAUCAGGUGAGCAAUGGGUAACUGCACCGUUUUAGUCUUUUAUUUGAGCCUGCAAUAUAACAUUUACAACGGUUUCAUUUUGACAAAAUGUGACUAAGUAUGACACACACUCUAAUUACUGUCAUGAAAAACUCUCCAGUAACUAAAUGGGAAUGUUACUCAUUGCAAGGAACACCACAGGAUGUGUGUAGUCUUCAGUUCAUUUAUCAUAAAUGACUCAGGUAGAGGUCAGUGUAUUGUUAUGCGUUAGGUGCCAUAAACAUUGCACAUACCCAGCAUUCUUUUAGACGAACUAUUCACCGCUACGCUUAACUAGAUCAUCUGUACUUGUCUGAAUCAGAGUAAUAUGUGUCUGUUUAACCAGGCUCAGCCUAGAUCCAAUCUAUUGAUCAGUUUCGCUCAGGCAGUUUCCUGUAUCUGUCAGUGUUGUCACUGAAGAUACUGCACUUGUUUGCAAGCAAGGUGGGUGUGACAUUGAGGGAUGUGGUCGUGUUGAAUUUAGCAGGAGUCAUGGAUUUUCUGGCAUGAGUAUGAGAGUUGAAAUAGAGCGAUGAUUUUUAUAGUUCUCUGGAAAUCACUGAAGGAAGGUUUCCUGGCAGGUCAAAACAAGUUUGAAUAUCCUAGAAUCGGAUGGUUUUGCACAUCUGGACCCUGGAAUUUCACUCAUUUUCUCUUUGCAAAACUGCACAAGUUCAGUCAAGAGUAAGAUGUGUUUAGACUUUCUCCCACAGCAAGAGGCUGCAGUGCUGCGUUUCAUUUGGGAUGUUAUGUUUCCUCCGGUAUGUUGACUCUGGCUUGGUUUUAGAGGUAGUCUAUCAGAUUGAGCCUCUUUUAGUCUUAAAGCAGUGACAGUUAAAGCCCUUGAAGACACAGCUCUGUUGUAUCUCUUAUCUGAGCUUUGGAAAACGUGUGGCUCUUUCAUAGCUAUCUUUGGUCCUUCUGUAACCUUCUGUAUUUAAAAACCUUCUUCAAAUGACAGUAUAAUGUCAGAAAGCACAGGAAAAGACCAUCACAUUUUCUUGAAUCCUAACUUUUUGCCUAAAAACAGUCGUCAAACUAAAAGUUGGUGUCAGUUAACCUUUAAAUGGCAAGUACAAUCAGCCGUAUUAGAAAAUCAUGGGAUAUGGAUUGGCUAAAUGAAGCUUUUAAUAAUACAACUACAAACUGUAAGACUGAAACCCAUGCCUGUGUGUGAGGCAAAGCCUGUCCAUGAGUUUUAUUUUACUUGGAAGCUGUGGCCUUGGCUUUAACCAGCCAAACUCAACGCCACAGCCACAUACAAAUCCAGUUUUUAAAAGGAUUCCUGGACUACUGUCAGGGACUGUUCCCUCAGCAUGGAUCUUGAUCCAAACUUUAAAUAAGGCCAAGCAGUUAAAUAGUUGGUGCAACAUGUGCAGAGGCUGAUUAAAAAAGGUUGUUGUAGUGGCCAGCGUUGGAGCCCAAAAAAAAAGUGAGAGGCAAAAUGUGUCCGUGCUGAUAGCUCUGACCUCAAUUAGCAACGAGUUCCAGAUAAGACAUCCCCCCCAAGGGACUGGUCUAACUCUCUGUCUGUCUGCUGCAUGAUAAACAUUUGGGGUGUGUAAACAUACUGAUGGAAAGUCAGAGUUUUUCUGUCCCUUAAUACACAGGCUGCCGUCACCCUCUUUUAUAUCACUGAUGUACUGCAUCAGUACCUGUCGUCUUCAGCUGCUGAGGCCUCUCAAAGCAGUUCCUGCUUGCACCAGUUUGUGCUUGUUGUUGUUUGCUUCUAGGUUGUUCCAGUUUUUGUGCAGUUUUUUUUUACAAAGAAUGAAUUACAUCAUCAUGCAUGAAACUAAAGCUGCAGUUUAAAUUUGCAUAUAUUUUGCUUGCUAUCACGGGUAAUUUGCGUCAUUAUCAAGCUUUUUUAAACCGAGCAUGAAAAUGAUUAUGGCGUCCUUCAGGGAUCAACAUACGGACCACUGCUAGAUUAUUGACUGCUUUUGAUGACCAGCAGAUGUUUUGUCCCUUCUGAUGUCCUGUGUGCUCAAACUGCUUAGAGGAUACAACUGUAACUUGUAUACAAUAAAGUCAGUAUAUGACCAUAAAUGUGACCCUAUGCCAGCUAAUCUUUCUAAACUUUAACCUUAUUAUCUUUUAAUUCAUUGUCUGUGUUAACAUUACACCACUUUACCAUAUUUCCAUAAUUUUCUGUAAUUCAAAUUAUAGCUGGGUGAUAUGGGAAAAAGUUUAUCACAAUAUAUUUUUUUCAUAUCAGCCGAUAACGAUAUAUAUCAUGAUAUACAACAAUGAAAUUUAACAAAGAUUAUUGGUAGCAUGUCUUUUGCAAUAAGCUAAUGCAUCUGUGAGGUCUUUGAGUCUCUUCGACAUUUUGUCGUAAGGCGUUGUAAUAGAGAAAGCAGACUGAAUGGUCGGCUGUUUCGGCUGCACAGGCGCCAUUGGCUCCUUGCUCCGCUUGGGGUUUGUAACAUUUUGCAUUGCGCGUGCUCUGCUGUGCGGCACUGCUUCAGGUGGUGUAAAAGAUUUUAAGUAUUCCCCGACUUUGUGAGAACAUGUACCCGACAUCAUUUGCAGUGCACAUUACUCUGCUUCAAAAAAACAAAAUGCCUCCACACCACCGACGUUUUUGUGCCAGUGUUGUCGACGAUGUCAUCAUCUGUUGAGCCUUCAUCUGCAUUUCUUAGUUUACUUGGAAACUGAACUCUGGUCUCUAGCCAUUGUGAUUUGGAAACAUUUAGAAAAAAAUUAAACCAUCUGCAUCUUGAAUGUGCUGUGGGUCAAUUUCAAAGGAAAAACCACAGUCACUGGUUAUUGCAUAAACAGCACAAUCCAUGUCUACUCUAGCAUGAUAUCCUACUCUGUCUUCAACUGUUCAUGGUUCAGUUGAAGAAAUCCUCAAACCUGGUUGCAUUCCCGGCAUAUUCCAUGAACCACAUAGAUGUAAAAUCAUGUCAACAGGUGCAUACGUUUGAUGUGACAGUAGGAAGUUUUUUGAUUGUUGUUUCAAAAGAGCAUGUAUUUGUUUUAGAUUGUGGUUGUUUUUGUCAUUUGACUUCCAGUCUAUGUAUUUGUACCAAUACUGCCUCACUUCCUUUUUACGGCUUCAUGCUCAACAGCUGGUAACACCGCUCAUGUUGGGCUGUGCAAAUGCAGGAUAAUGUAAGCCCCUCACUCUUAAGUUCUAUAACUGUUGCUCAUCAAUGUAGCUGUACAUCAUAUCUGUAUUAUUCUGAAUGGAAAAAGUCUGACCAUGUUGUGGAUGAAUUUAUUGGGUACUCCUGCAUCCAAACUGUUUCUGCAUGUAAGAGGAAAAAACUGUCAUUGAAAAGCUGAAAUGAAAUAAUGUGAUGUGAAGAAGAGUCUUGUAGAGGGAUAUGGACAUGAACUGAUUCAAAUUAAUUUGCAUUUUAAUGAUUUUUCUGACAAAAAGCACAAAAAUUGAGACGUUGAAAUAAGAGGGGAGCUGCUCUAAAACAUGAUGGUGCUGCAGUUGGCGGUGUCACUGAAAUGUACAACUUGACGUAGAGGAAGCGCCAAAUUUGAUUCCAUGUGGUGUAUUAUGAGGCUUUUCUCUACAUACCAACCAAGUGAGUCUGUGCAGCCGCUCUGUGGUCUUUGGAUAAAUGAUGUGCUGUGUUAGACCACAAAUACUUCAUGAUAAGUGAUCCUUAUCUUGUGUUAGAUAGCAAUUUUGGUCGCAGAUGAGGGAUUAUAGCAUCUCAGGCAUCUGACAGAGACUCUGCUCAGGAUGUCUGUGGUCACCCUAAACCUACUGGUGCCACGUGAGUGUCAAACUUUACUGCCGCUCGAUAGUAGAAGUAUUUUAGCAUGAAGGAGAAGAUUAUAGUGAACAGAUGAAGGAUGAAUGCUCUGUUCUCAGCUGGAUUUACUCUUGGUCUGUAGUGUAUUUAAAUAUUAGGCCACAUUACGAAAGUAUACACCGCUGUGCUGACUUAAAAGAGUAAUGUUGAAAUCUUCUUUAUCUGCCAAAUCAAACACUGUUUGCUGGGAAAGUAGAUGUUUAAUGAGUAACCCUAACUCAGUUCUCUCUAGUGUUGUUUAGAUUAUGGCUUGUUGUUUUUCACGUCAGCCUUUAGGGUUCAUUUGAGGACUUUCCUUUUGAUCAUAUUAAACACUUCAAUAACCUUUUCCAGGGACUUCUGCCAAAGUUGAAGGUUUACAUGAAAAAAAGAUGACUCCAUGAAUGUUAAAGGAUUUUAUAAAACAACAAAAUUUAACUCUUGAUCAGGACAGUUUUUACCCGACCCUUUUUGAAGAACCAAAACCCCAUAAAGAGGGACAUUUCUGAUAAGUGGAAGGGUAAGAUUUUAUGUGAUUCUGUGUUCAGAUUUCCUCACCAUAUUUUCUUCAUUAAAAACAACAUAAAAGUCCCAAGAGAAAAUAUAUAAAAUGUUGAGUUAUUUCAGCGUAGUGAGCGUGUUUAGCAAAGCAGAAACAGUCUGAAAUGGACAGAAGUGAGCAAAAAUCUAAAAUUGAACUCUGUUUACUCUUGAUCUGUCCCUGAACAAAGACCUCAAUCUAUUAAUUCUGCUCAAAAUCAACAAAAGUUUACUUCAGUCAGGACAACUUUAGUCAAAAUUAAUUAUUUAUUACAAGCAAACACUUCUACAUUGUUCCCUGCCCUUCCAUGCACUCGCAUGGAAUGCCAUGGCUAUAAGAGAGGAGAGGUCCUCCCCUCCUUUUCAUGUGCAGACAUGAAAAGCCAAGGCAGAGAAAGCAGCAGCAAAUAAAUAUGAUUAAGAUAAAUAAAUUAAAGUCCCCCACAGAACAGAGCAAGCAUCAGUGACAAUACAUAUGACGCUGGUAAGAUCAGACACAACACAAACAGGAGGAGCUGGGGUGGAGGUGGGUUGCAGAGUGGUUGCAGCAGUCAAAGUAGGCAGGAGAAGCAGUUUGAAAUUAGCCAAUAGGAUGUGUAGAGGGCGAUCAUCUGAGCUGUCAGCUGACUGAGGGUUGGCUUAAGAUCAGCUGACUGUAGCCUUUAGCUUGACUCCGUGUCCUGCCUGAACUACUGCUGUGCGUCAUAUUAACAUUAACGCUAAAACCUGCUGAUAGUCCAACAGUAACUUUUUUUAAAUUAACAUCUUCAUUAAGAGUCAAUGGAAAUGAUAAUGCCAACAGUUUAUGGUAAUAAAGGAACAUUUUGUCUAAAGCUUCAUGACGACCUCUUAGUUUGAGUCCAUAUCGGCACCCCCUAGGACAUAACAGUACCUCUUAUUUGUUUGUCGAUGUUUUUCUAUUUAAGUAGCAUUUUUUAGAGCUAUCUUUUAGUAGUUUGAACAUUGUUUGUUUCCAUUUCAGUCUGAUGUUUGAACAAAACAUCCCAUGGCCUGUAUUGUGCUGACAAACAUGGACCAACCCACCUCCAGUCCAACAGCAACUCACAAUGGCCACCUGGACCCAGCAGCCACUCUCCAGCCCAAGCAGGAAAAGGACGUCAUCUGCCUCACAGUUCACCUUUACUGUCAGGGGAGUGAAGGAAGGGGCGGGGCCAGUGAUUCAGAAAGUGCACUCACGUUCCCGGCCGGGGAGUACAUAGCAGAGGAACUGUGCAUCAGUGCAGCGAAAGCAUGUGGUGAGUCACAAGUGGAUUUCAGUUCUGAUCUCAUCCCACGCAAACACACAUAAGGUGUAUUUUAUUUGUCUUAGAUUCACACUUGAGCAGUUUAAAUGGGGCUUUGUAUGGAGCUAAGAAUAGACGCAUGCACAAGAUGAUGAGAAGGGGAGGGGGGAACCCCUCUAAAGUAAGCUUCUGAAUGAAAAUAGGUUCAAGAGAAAGGCUCAAAUAUAACACUUCCUGGUGGCAAUUUCUUUACAUACCUGAAGUAAACAGCAGAUUUCUCGACACUGUGACAUUAUCACUGAUCGGACCAUGCUGAUACACUCUUAAGUCCAAUAGUAGUAGCUCACAGAGCAGUAGUGCAGGGUGAGUCAGAUUAGUUGAGGCCAAAGCCAACUUUCAAUGUCACAAGGCUGUCACCAUGGUAAUGUAUUGUUUGUACUUCCUCUGAGCUGUGGAAAACCUUUCCCCGCUUCUUUUCCUGGUAACUUUCCCCCUAUGACUGACAAAGUCAUAAGAAUUGUGGGAAGGUUAUAGUUAGAAGAAUAGAGGUGAUAAAGACUGUUGUUUACAUUCUUCUCUAUGGUUCCUUGUAUCUAUGACAGUACACUACAGUGUGACACCUUAAUGCUAUAUUUACUAUUCUUUUGAACAGGGAUGGGAAUCCCAGGGUAGCCCAUGAUAGAGAAGGAUUCAAAAGGAUGUAAUUUAAAGCUAUACAUAACAAAAUGAUGCAAUAUGAGACAAGUCUUUUAGAUAAGAUAAGAAUUUAUAAUAUAAUAUAAUAUAAUAUAAUAUGUAACAUGAUAUAAUAUAAUAUGAUAUAAUAUAUAACAUGAUAUAAUAUAAUAUAUCAUCUCUUAUGAUGUAAUAUCAUACAUCAUAUAAAAUUAUAUAAUACAUACAAUACCAUACCAUACCAUACCAUUCCAUACUAUAUCAUAUCAUAUCAUGUAAUAAAAUAUAAUAUGAAAUGAUAUAAAAUGAUAUGAUAUAUGAUAUAAUAUCAUAUCGUCAUGGCUUGUGCAGCUAGAAAAAAAAUAUUCUGGUAUCCCUACAUUUGUCUUUGACUGGACCAUAAAUGGAAAUUAGAUUGACUCUAAAGCUCUUUUUUGUGUUGAAUUCAUUUUCCCAUCUUUGGUUAAGAAUUGAAAAGUGUAGAGAGGACUUUCUCAUGUCAAUCAAAUCGUCCAGCAGACAGGAGAAAAAAAAAGAGUGAGAUGCUUUUGGAUGUUGGAAAAAUCUGUAAAAUAAAUACACAGACCUAAAGAAUGUGUCUUCUCCCCACAAAACACGAGAAUGUUUGUUUUUAUAAAGUGACAUUUGGCUUUCUUACGAUCUAAUUCAAUAACAAUUUAAAAUAUCCUUACCUAAUCAGGGAACAGUUUUUUGGAUUAUCACCAGUGUGCGGGGGUUGGGUUUGUGGUGGUGGUUGGAGAUUUUCCAAUUUAUUUAUUUAAACAGUUUAAAAAUGGGAAACUUUGAUGUCCUAUAUCACUGUUUUAAUUCAAAGCUUAUUUUAUUGUCUACUUAAAACAAUUUUCUUUACAUAGAACAGUAAAGAGUCCAUUAGAUCAUGGAGAGUGGGUGAUUAUCUUGAAGUGACAAAAACUGAAGCAUUCUUUAAAUGGAUAAAUGCCAAUGACCUGUUGGAGUUUAAUCUAGAAAUUGCAAAGAGUCAGUGACAUAGAACCAAACAAGGCUAUUUCUGCCAGCAUGCUUCAUUAAUUUGUCCCUUAUCUGUGUUUUUAUAAAAAGUAAGUAUCUGUGUUUGGUUAUUUACACUGAAAAGAUCUUCAAAGCUAACAUGCUGUUGACAUCGAGUAGGAGUGAAAAUCUAAAUUUGGAUUUGUGUGCUGCUUGGUUUGUAUUUAUCUCUGUUUUCUCGGUAAUAAGCAAUCUAAAAAUCAAAUAGGCAGGGACAUAAACUUUUCUGAUGAACCAUGGUGAUUGUUUGUGUGUUUUUACUUGUUUCAACGAAAGGUCAAGACAGCGUUCUUUUUGUUCCUGUUUUUACAAGACGUAAACAUGAGAGAAACUGGGUCAAAUUUUCUGUUACGAGAGCUGUUCUUCAUUUCUCUCUUUAAAAGUGAGCAGUCCAACUUUGUGCCUUCUUUUUCCACCAAACUCACAUCAGGAAAUUGCCAACUGUUGGAUCAGUUUCUCUGUGGGCCUCAGCUCUAUCUCUCCGCACCACACUCUCUUACUUCAUUCCCUCUUGUGCUGAUAAAACGAGACCCCCUCUCUCUGUUCACUUAUCUUCUGCUUUUUCUGUACUCCGUGUUUCCCAUUUUUUCAGCCUCCUUUGUUCUCUUGUUUUUACUACCUCUGCCCUCCUUGUGAUAUCCACUUUCCUUUAACAUCAGUCAAGUAAAAAGCUAUGGAGAGUGAAAGUCUGUGGUCUCAAAAUACAAUAAGUCACUCUUCAGUUAUUGUUUAUGUAUGGUUAGAUACUAUAUUCAAUACUACAAGGUUGUACUUUUUUUUAAGUAGACGCUCUUACAACUUAAAGAUCACUUCCCCUGUCGUGGUUGCGCACACUUCCUCUUAUACAACCUCCCUCGAUUGCCUAACCCUUGCGAGUGCUUCCUGUUGUAUGACGACUUUUUUGGUCUGCCAAUCGCCGACUUGACUGGACUGGUGUAAUACUUUUCUUUGGUUCGAGCUGGAGCUUCAAAAACACACAAGAGCGUGGGAAUGGACAUUAAGAAAGCAAACAGAGACAUGGUGUGGUUGUGCAAGCAGAAGUGAUGAUGGAACAGGCUGGUGUCUUGAGAUUAGUCAUGAAAGUCAUCUAUGCGGAGCAGGGCUGUGAGAUGGUUCAAUAAGAUCCUAACUCUAACCCUAGAUUGGUCAUUAUGAUACUUAAUUUGCACGUCGGUAUGAUGACGUCCUCUAAAAUCCCUCCUUAGUGACAUUAUAGGUGUAUAGUACCUUACUAAUGAAGUCCUCCACAGAACCUGUUGUCUUCUCUGCACAGACAGAGCUUGACUGCAGUUUGCAGACACAGGGUAUCCGCUGGGUCUUAAAAAGUCUUAAAACAUCUAACAAUUUGAAUUUAAGGUCUUAAAAUGUCUAAAAUUCUCUGAAAAUCUCAUAAAAUGUCUUAAAUUAUAUAAACGAAUAAUAACAUGCCAAAGGAAUAAAGAUUGAUUUGAAGUAAUGUAAAAUAAUCCGAUUUAACUUUAAUGUUGUUUGCACUUUUUUGCCAGUGCAGAUGUUAAAUGGGUCUUAAAGGGAUAUUCCUGCGUAAAAUUAAGUUAGGGUCAAACACAUCGUAACACCGAGUUAGACACCCCCUCGAAAGAUGAGUAUUGCUGACCGCUUGCUUCUCUAGUUAUACCAACUUUAGUAAUGGCGACGCUAACGAGACGCUAAGGCAGAAGAAUCAUUAAUGUUCUUCCAUUGGCUGCAUCACCCCACUGCAGUCUGUAAUGGACUAGUUUGGUGGCUAGUACUAUGGCUGGGACCCUAUAUGUCCUGUUGAUGAAGUUAGGUGCUGUUCUGAGCAUUAUUUGUGGCUAUAGAGUGGCUUUUUGGUUGAGGUGUGCAUGUGGCUUCUUAGACCGCUGUGUAUUGCUAUCGUGCGGUCGUUACUAAAGUUAGUAUAACUAGAGGAGCAAGCGGUUGGCAACAUUCAUCUCUCGAGGGGGUGUCUAACUCUGUGUUACGGUGAGUUUGACCCCAACUUAAUUUUACGCCAGAAUAUCCCUUUAAAAUGUAUUCAUUACAGUCUUAAAUUUGUCUUAUUGAAACCUGCAGAGACCCUGAGACAAACGAGCCUGAAGGACUUUAAUGCCUCUAAUGUUACAGUUUCACUGAACUACAGUAAACAUCAGAUUUUAAUGUUACAUAACAUAACAUCAACCUUUCAGUCAAGAGGGGUCUCUGUAAAGCCUAAAUAUCUCCCAUGAUAGGUGCUGUAAUAUUUUGCUAAACUUAUAGUUGUAACAGACACUAAAAAAAAUCAUACCAUCACUAACUCGCUGAUAAAUAAUAAUCUCUCAGGUAGUCAGUCUACAGCAUUUCAAAUGAGUAAUGACUCACCUCCCCAGACAUAACUUUGGUAAGGGAAGUUUAUGGUCAGACAAAUGAUGCAAAGUGUAUUACAAAACAGUGUGCUAUUAACCUGAAUUGUACAGGGAGGAUGAGGUGUGUGUGCGUCACUUAUAGCAGGUUCAGUGUUUGUUAUGGUUUCCUCUUAUCUGUCUGUUCUUCCUCUUCUAAUCUGGUGUACACCGUGCUGAAGGAGCCACAUUUACAUGAUGUUAAAUAUAUCCAUUUAGUCAGACCAAAAACAAGGUUCGCAAAUAUUGACUUGUGUGAACAUGAUAAUUCACUUGUCCCCACAUGAAAAUUCAGUAUUAUUAAUGAAUGAAUCUCAUGCUUUGAGUCAAACUCUUUCAGUCAAUGCCUUAUACUUAAUUUUUAAUGCAUCAGAUAACUAAGUGGGGGUGAUGUAUCGUGAGUGGGUGGCAAAUUAGACUCUCUACAGGGAGAACAGGACUCUUUAGUGGCAGGUCUUGUUCUACUCUGAAGAAUUCUAGUUUGCAUAGCCACCCCUUCACUCUACCUGUUCGUUAUUAUGACCGCAGACAUGAAUAAGAUGACUCGAAAUAUCUGUUUACAGGUGAUUAAUGAUGAGAUUAAAAAUAAUGAAUGUCUCUACAGGGGUUGCUCCAGUGUACCUCAACUUAUUUGGCCUGAUGAGUGAGAGCCAGCGAAUAUGGUUCCCUCCCAACCACAUCUUCAAACUCGACCAGUCAGCCUGUGAGAAGCUGCUCUUCAGAAUCAGGUUCGUAUUUUUGGCCUCUUUCAUUUCCUCAUUUUUGACUUUUCAUGUUUGCGUUUGAUAUGAAAGCGUCUCUCUCUAAUAGUGAACUGUCUGCUUUCCUUUUCUGCACAGAUACUAUUUUCCAGGCUGGUACAACAGCAGCAAUUCAUUGUAUGCCCAUCGCUGUGGUCUGACCAAAGGGAGAGAAAGCCCUGUGAUGGAUGACUGUGUCAUGGCCUACCAGUUUUUCCAGGUUGAUCUCUUAAUGUGAAUCUUUAUUCAACUAUGGCACAUUUUCUCAGUCUAGAUGACUUGUAGACUUCCUUGCACUGUAUACAAACCUCAGCCCAAAGGCUUUGUUUUCUUCAACAUGUAAUGGUAAGCAGAUAUGUUUUCAGCAAUGGGAGGUAAAAUAUGCAAAUUUUUUCGUGAGCCGUUCUACUGUCAAGAAAACAGGAUGUGGGGUCUUAGGGUGUUAAAAAAGUACAAAUGGGGAAGAAAUUUGGGUUAUGCUUACGUCUGUGUUUUUGUUUUAAUGUUUUGCUUUUUUUUUUUACUCUCCCACCUGUUAUGUGAACCUGACAGAUGCUGCUCUUAUAUGCUAUUACAUAACUGGAGUGUCAAACAACAGGAGGGGUUGUUAGGUUUAAACAAAACAAACAUGUUUUAUAAUCUGCUUCACUCAAAUUAAUCUGGAUGAUAAGAGGUUAAUCCGACAUAUCCUCGAAAUUUACGGUUCUUGAGUUUACAUUUGUUCUCACACAACCUUGCGAGCGUGUUCAGACAGGAGAAACCGCACAGUCUUGCUCGUGGUGAGGAAAUUUACAUCUCGUAUUUCCUCUUCUUUUGUGAAAUUCAGCUUCUGCUUGUGUUUUUUUAUUUGGCUCCUCCAGUGGCGCAGCGACUUUCUGAACGGCUGGGUCGAUAUUCCGGUGAGCCACGAAGCUCAGGAGGAGUGUCUUGGCAUGGCAGUUCUAGAUAUGAUGAGGCUUGCCAAGGAGAGUGGACAGUCACCUGUGAACAUCUGCAAUGACACCAGGUAGGCUGUAGUCCCUCAUGCACUUGUUUUACUGAUCUGAAAGGGUUCAGCAGUACAGGCUCUGAGAAACAAACGCCAUUGAGCAGUACAAGUGCAUGUACAAAGGCUAGAGUCCUUGGCUCUGGUUCAGUUUCCCUUGCUCUUUAACCCUCACAUUUCCUAUUUGUCCUCAUCUGUCUUGUCUAACGACCUCAAAAAUAACCCAUCCAAAAAAUAGACAGCCCAGGGUUCAUAGAUAAGGAAUAGUCUCGAGCAAAGUCAAACAGGAGAUGCUACAGUAAUCAUUUACAAAGGUACUUUACACCUGAGUGUUGUUCUGAGAUCAGGGGUAUUUCCUGUCUCGGUCAGGGUUGUUCGGACACAAGAUUGUGAACACGGCAAUUGCUUAUAAAAAGUGAGAACCGAGAGCACCGAGAAGAGGUGGUUUUGACCUCCUGCCAUCAGAAUCUGGAGCGGUUUGUAAGAAUGCAGUGAGCCCAGCAACCAGAACAAACUUUUGACUCCUCACAUUCCUUUUUAUGUGUGGGAGUUUGCAUGAAAACAGCGGUGAUCCAGCUUUAUUCUAGGUCUUUUCAACAAAUCUGAAUACGCUAAAAAAAAAUUCAUUUUACAGUUUACAGAAAUCAUGAAUCCACCAUCUAAAACUAAUGGAAUAUUGUGGGAAAUUUCAGUUACUUAUCUGUUUUUUUUUAUUCCUCUAACACACUUACUAUCCUUUAAACACCUGCAAAUGUUCACUAAGCCUUUGCAGUCUUACGGAACACUUUGAAGCACUUUUUCAUGGAGAUCCAGAUUUCCUUUUCCAGCAGGACGAACUUUUCUUUUAGAUGAUUACAGUCUCAUGCUUGUCUUGCAAACUCUCCCCUGAACACUGAAAAGAACUCAGCGACAUGCUGGUGUGCAUGUGGUAAAACUUGUGAUUCACUUUCAGUAUUUAGGACAGUGUGACAGACUCGUCAGCACACAGUGAGCCUAGAUAACUGUUUAUGUACUUAUCUUUUUGCAUAAGAAAAUAAGCCUGGUGUGAAAUGUGAUUAUCCAGCGGUGGACCCAGCAGGUACACUAGCUGGGUUCACAGAAAGCAUUUUAAGUGUCCAAUCUUUUAACCUCCCUCUUUGCCUAAAAAAAAACCUCAUACAUUGUUUAUUCUUCCCCACCGUCAGCUACAAGUCCUUCCUGCCAAGAUGCGUGCAAAACCGCAUUCGCGAGUAUAACAUCUUGACCAGAAAGAGGAUCCGCUACCGCUUCAAGAGAUUCAUCCAGCAGUUCAGUGAGUGUAAGGCCACAGUGUCCAACCUGAGGCUCAAAUACCUGAUGAGCCUGGAGAUGCUGCUGCCUUCCCUCUUCUCCGAGCACUUCCAAGUCACCGACCACUCCGCAAAGGAAGUCACCAUCAUCGUCAUGGGCAAUAAGGGCAUCCAGUGGUCAACAGGGAAAAAGGAGGAGGGAAAAGAGGAGGUGAGAGCAAAGAGGGGGUUCAUGAUGUAUUCAGGAACAGUGUGAUGUCCUUUAUUUUACCAACGGUUGGAAAUUGCCAGUAACAACAAGACCGCAUGUGUGUGCAUGAAUCCUCAUCUAAUACAAAUGCAAACCAUCAUUUGUUCCUUUUUGGCGCCUCCAGGAGCUGCAGACCUACUGUGACUUCACAGAGGUUAUCGACAUCAGCAUCAAGCAAGCCAAUAAGGAAGGCUCCGUGGAGAGCCGUGUAGUGACCCUCACCACACAGGACAACAAGAUCCUGGUACAGUAAACACUGGACUCCUCUUUCUGUAAACCAGAAGCUCUGGUCUGCUUCUGUCUUAUCUUAGGAACGCUACAGUGAUGACAGAGUUGGUAAUACAUUAUCAACAUCUGUCUUUUGGCUUUAAUUAAAGACAGAUUGUUAACAGGAGAACGUAUCUUUAUUUAUUCUUAUAAAGGUCUUCUAGCGAGAGUGAGGCUAGUUUAUGGGUGCUGUUCUGAUAGCAGCCAUUGAGGGGCAGUACAACCCUAUAAUAAGUCUGUACUGUAGCUGUUGGGCAUGAUCUCUUCUGCUGUAUGAGACAUCUGUUAUUUAACAGACUGGCUGAAGUUUGAUGGAAACAUAGUGUUAAACCUUAUACACAAUGCAGCACCUGUACAAAGGUGAUGUACAUAAGGUUUUGCAUACUUGAGUCAAACAUAUCAACAGUUAAAUGAACAAAUAAGUGAGUUAACUCCCCUCUGUCGUCAGGGUAUAUGCAGGCACAAAGUUUCAAAAACGUCUAAAAUGUAAUAAUUUGUAUUUAAGGCAUAAAAAUAUCUAAAAUUCUCUUAAAAUCUGAUAAAUUGUCUUAAAUACGAUUUCGAAAGGUCUUAAAAAUCUAUUAACUCUUUUUAUUUUUUUAUAAUUUUUUUAAUUGAGUUUCAUGCUUCCACCACAGAGUACAUAACCUUUUUCCAAACAGUACAAUAACAUAACAUAACAUAACAUAAUUUAUCACAAUCGACAUUCGUCCAUGGUGGUGACGGAAUAACAUGAAAGCCUUAUACAUUUGUACACCAACACGAGGAACAAAACCAAAACACACAGUAAACAGUUACAACAUUUAAAUCCAUAUAACACUCAUGCAGUCUCAUAGCCCACCCAACAAAAAUCACCCUCUAUACCUGCACAUAUCCUCACCCACAAAAAUGUAUUAAAUGAGUUUAAAAAAAAUUAUGAACUCUGCUUACAAAUAAAUAAAAUGCCAUAGGAAUAAAGAUUGAUUUGAAGUACUGUAAAAUUUUGUUUUUCCUUUUUUUUGCCCAUAUGGUCGCUAAAAGGGUCUUAAACUGUAUUCAUUCCAGUCUUAAAAAAGUCUUAGAAACUCAAAAAUUUAACUUAUCCAAACCUGCAGAGACCCUAAGUAUUAACUGUUAAUGAUUUGAAUCAUUUUGCAGUUAUGAAUGAAGCACUAAAUUAUUCAUACUUCCUAUUCAAUCACUCCUUUUUUCUCUGUGUCUGAUCAUAUAGGAACUGGAGUUUCACUCACUCUCAGGCGCCCUGUCUUUCGUGUCGUUGGUUGACGGGUAUUACAGACUGGUUGUAGACGCUCACCAUUACUUGUGUAAAGAAGUGGCUCCUCCAAGACUCCUUGAGUGCAUUCAGAGCUACUGCCAUGGCCCUGUGUCGUGAGUGUCACACCUAUGCAAACCUAUACGUGACAUUAACACUGCGCACCAACAACCACAGAACUCCCACAACUUCUGACUCUCUCUUUGAUCACAGGAUGGAGUUCACUCUUGGGAAACUACGUCGCUCUGGUAACCACCAAGGCUUGUACAUCCUCCGCUGCAGUCCCAGGGACUACGACAAAUUCUUUAUGUCAUUUGUGGUGGGGGUAAGUUCAUGUUUGUGUAGUUUUUAAUAAUGUAAAGUUCAGACUAGCUGGGUCAAAGUGUUGUGACUUUCAUCUUGGGCACGACUAAAUGCAAUACUUCUGUGUUGACAUUCAGUAUGAAUCCAUGGUGGACUACAAACACUGUCAGAUUGUGAAGACGGAGGCCGGUGAGUACAUCCUGAGCGGUGCCAAGAGGAGUUUCGGCUCACUCCGGGAACUUCUACACUGCUACCAAAAGGAGGCGCUACGUACUGAUGGUUACACAUUCCAGCUGACCAGGUGCUGCCCCCCCACCCCAAAAGGCAAGUGUUCACAUAUGAACAUACACUCCUCAACUACUGAGACCUCUCCAUCUUUGUAUAUAUGUUUUAACCAUAGACUGUAUAUAGAAUGGACAGCGUCUGCCUCCUCGCUGGGUGAAGCCAUCUGGAGAACAGCACCCUCUGGUGACAGGCUGCAGUAUAGGUCAUAAAUCCCGCCUCCUCCAGCAAUCCCUAUGGAGCUGUGGACAAACUUUAGAAAUUUAUUACACUGAAUAUACAUUUUUCUCCCCCCCUGUUUGCGAUGUUGACAUGUACUUAUUUUAAGUCUGGUUUGUGCUCCAGUCCUCUUUUUUCUGUAUAGCUCCAUUUUUAAAAGUUAUUAGGGGUAAGGCUGCACGAUAUUGGAAAAAAAUAAUAUUGCGAUUUUUUCAACCCUGCGAUAUAUAUUGCGAUAUUAAAAAUACAGUAUUUUCACUAGAUGACCUGAAUAGCACUUAAUGUUAUGCUGCACUGCUGAAAUCUUGAGGACAGUUAACCUGCUCUGAUCUUACCUCUUUUUGUGAAUGUUAGUAGAACGGCUUCUGUCUGUCUCAGAGAUAUUUUUAGCUUUUAUUGUGCUGGGACGUUAUUGUGGAAACAGAUGAACACAGAAGACGUGUUUUGGUCGACAUCAUCUUUCUUUAACCGAAAUAAUUCCAGAUAACUGACUUUCCUUUUCUUUUUGGCAACAAAUCUUCAUUUUCGGUGGUUUUCGCUUGUUCGUUGUUCAUUUUGCGAUCGUUGUUGUUGUUGUUAGCGGUGCUGUACCGAGAAACGCAUGUCCUCCGAGAAUUGCAUGCACCUCGCAAAACGCGCACUGCUUAUAGUAGAGUGGUCCACGGAAAUGUACAAUUUAAAACCCAUACAGUUCUUAUUUGUUGGGCUUAAUAGUCAUGAGUAAAGUUCCGAAAGUAAUUCUCAGCGGACACACGUCUCCCUCCAUGUGCAGAACAUGUGCAGGGGUGGGUUUUCUCCUCCCUGAUUUUGAUUGACAGCUGGCAGGGUAGUCUGAUUGGCAGCUGAGAAGUGAGUCUGAUUGGCAAUUGAGUUAAGGACGAAGGCGAUUGGUGGAUCGCUGCACAGCACAUGCAGAGUCACAUGGAGUGUAUCUCAGUCGGUUACCCUUGAAAUUAAAUGAGUUCAUUCACCUCCAAUAUCGCAGGCUCUGCAAUGUGACUAUCGCACACACGUACAUCGCGAUGACGAUAGUCAAACGAUAUAUCGUUCAGGCCUAAUUAGGGGGUUCAUUUUUAUCUAUGAUUGACACUUGAUACAGCCUACAGGUGUCAAAGAUUUUGUAGCUCACCUGGUGGAUAUGCUGUUUAAGUCGGGCGUCAUCACAGCGGCCCAAUUCCAAACUCCACCCUAAGCCCUCAAGCCCUGCACCCUCAUUAGCUUAGGUUAAGUCAGCUGGUAAGUGCUUGAGUGUGGGAGGGUUUAAGGGCUCCAAAAGGGUAUAAAACCAAUGGAACAGCCCUUUGUGACGUGCCACGUUACCUUGACGAUAGACGACAACGUUGACAACCAAAGAUGCGACUGACACUUGCCUCUCUGGGCUCUUAAUUCUGCAUUUAUUUCGCGGCCAGCGACGUUGCAGAAGAAAGGCCAACAUUGUUCCGCUCCUUUUGCACACACUUGCUCUUGAACAUAGACAACAGGUAAUUGGUAAAUAAUGAUUAGAUUAAUAAAUUAUAAAACCAGCAUUAAUGAUAGGUUAAGUGAUUUUGAAUGGUUAAAAGGUUGAAGCACUAGAUUCUGAAAGUAAUCACUGCUUUAGAGUGUUAGUUCAGGAUAAAAUGUAUUGAUUCAGAUAAAAGUUUGUGGUAAAAAUCAAUUUUCUUUGUUAGAAGAAUAACGCAUGCGUGUGUGUGUGUAUGUGUGUGCAUAUAUGUAUGUAUAUAUACACACACACACACACACGCCCACCAUACACGAUGCGGAACAUCCAUGUUAGAGUAUUAAGGGUGCACCUAGAUCCUGAAUGAACUGCUACUUCUUGAGCUUCUUCGCCAUGAUCUCCGUCAUUUUUGGUGUCUGUCGCGGACGAUUCCCUCGUUCCUUUUUAAAUCCUGGCCCCGGCUGCGUCGGCGUCCUCCAGUAACGCCCACAACGCAAUGAAUUGUGGGCAAUUUCAUAGCCAAAGUCUCCAACGGUACGGACUUACGGAAAGGGUGCAGAAAGGGGCGUUCCCGAGCCCUCGCUGACUUACCGAUUUCAUUUGGAACAACCCUCAAGCCCUUACAGAGCUCACAUGAGCGCGCACCUAAGUCAAUGAGUCAGUGAGGGGGUGGUUUGGAAUUGGGCCAGAGACUCCCAGCGACUCUGCCACCGUAUGCGUACAAUGCUACCGUGCAAGUGGUGGAGCGCGUACAACGCUACUGCGCAAUGUUGGUUUUAGGAAAUGGAGAAAAAUCGUGGGAGUACCGAGAGCUUUUCGGCUUUAAAUCUUUAUACUGGUGGAAGGUGGAAACAAGUAGUCCACAGUGUAUAUAGUCUAUGGUUCGAACCUUUGGCCUCUCAUUGAUUUUAUUUAAGUUGUGAUUUACUCUAUUUUAUGUUGAUCUGGACUGUAUACUUUCAUUCAUAGGCAGAUUGAGUAUCUUCUUUAAAAUGAGUUUAGCUCUGACUCACAGCACGACCCUUCCGUCUCUGUAGGGAUUUGAUCAAGUUCCUGUUGAAAACUGAUGAGUCAUAAAUCACUCCACCCGGUUUCGAUCUGGCAAAAGAGAGCAAAGUUGUUAAAUUUGAGAGCAAAAAAAAAAAAAAACAUAAUGGAUUUUUAUUAGACUGAUUUUUUUUGUUUUUUGAAGAACUCUUCUUAAUCAGUACAAUUAAUCAAUUAAAAGCUGGGGCACUAAGAAUUCGAUUUUAAAACUAACAGUGCCUCACAUUGGAACAUUAACAAAAUGUUGCGUACAUGUGAGAGUUUGCUGGAUCAUGACUCCCAUCUGUGUUUUUUUCUUUCCUCAGAUAAAUCCAACCUCCUGGUGUGUAGAAAUAACCAAGGGGAAGAGGCUCCACCGUCCCCGUCGCUUCACAAACACAACAUCAGUCAGAUGGUCUUCCACAAGAUCCGGAAAGAGGACCUUGUCAUCGUAAGAUAAUCCCUUUUAUGGAAAAGUCACUGGCGGAAGUUUGCAUUCCUUUUUUUCCUCACUAUCUAGUAUUGUCAUUUAUAUUUGUGUUUCCUCCCCCUUAUGGGUUUUAAUUUUUAGCUCGGUAUUAAGGUUCUGUAUUUAGGUGUAAGUGCUGUUGUGCUUUUAUAAAAGAGCUUUCAUAACUCCGACCUUAUUUGUAUCACUGAAUCCUAAGCUGUCAGAGUGUUGUGGUCAGACAAGGUAAUCCGGCUGAGUCUAAAGACCUUAUUUGGGUAUUUUGGCUUAUGAUCUAAACGGAUGAAUCCCUUUCUUUUGCCCCCAAUCACUCAAGUUUUGAUAAUUGCAAUGAUGUAUGUAUUAAUGUAUGUCUAUUUGGGGUAAGAAAAUCAGCCUGCAAGGUAUACAGUAAGAAAGAUUAGUGGUGUCUGAUUAGACAUGUGAUUAUAUUGUGCGACAAUUAAACGAAUGUAGAUGAAUGUAGAUGAGCUAUAACUUACAGUUUACACACCUGAAUCCAAAACACAGACAAAAAGCAGCUUUUCCUCCCAGUUUAGUGAGUUUCUCUGCACUCCAUCUCCAAAUUAGAUAAACAAAAUGACACUUGUGUUUCCAGAAAGAAAGUUUGGGCCAAGGAACGUUCACCAAGAUCUUCUGUGGCGUGAGGAAGGAGCUGACAGACUACGGAGAGAUACAUCAGAUAGAUGUCGUGAUCAAGAUCCUGGACAAGGCCCACCGCAACUUUUCAGAGGUCAGUGAGUGAGCGAGUGAUGAAAUGAGUCAGUGUGUGGAUCCAAAUGAAUGAAUUUCUUCCUUUUAAAUGUGUGAGCUUCACUACAACCCGGGGUGAGGAGCUAAAAUCUGCUCUCUCUGAUUUACUCUCUUUCAGUCGUUCUUUGAAGCUGCCAGUAUGAUGAGCCAGCUCUCACACAAACACUUACUCCUCAACUAUGGUGUGUGUGUUUGCGGCGAUGAGAGUAAGGGGACAACACACACACACACACACACAUACACACACACACACACACACACACACACACACACACACACACACACACACACACACACAUACACACACAAAGUAAUCUUUAACUGUAUUUUUAAAACAAUCUGCCACUGUUUUCUUGCUGCUGUAUCUUUGUCUCUUUUAAAAGAAUCCAAUCUAAUCCAAUCCGCUUUAUUUAUAUAGCACAUUUUAAAAAACAUUAUUCAAGUUUACCAAAGUGCUGCACAGUAAAAUUAAAAGAACAAACAUGUCAGAAAUAAAAAAGAGAAAAAAAAGAAUAUCAGCAAUAAAUAAAAGCAGGUAAAAAAACGUCAAAUUAAAUAAAAACACAAAAGCAUAAAAGAAAUAAAACUGAUAGAAAGACGUAAAGGUUAUGAAAGGACAGGGAUCACACAACUCUCAUGAAAAUGAGUUUUAAGACGUGAUUUAGAAGUAGGAAAAGUGGGGGAUGUUUUAAUCUCAAGUGGCAUUUCGUUCCACAUUUGGGAGCCACAGCCGAGAAAGCUCGUUCGCCGUGGGUUUUUCAAUGAGUUUAAGUGAUGACGAGUUGGAGCCUCAAGGAAAGUGGAGGGGUAUAAAAAUUUAAGAGUUCAGAUAUGUACCGUGGUUCUAUGAAAAAUGUUGACUAAUGUUUGUUCAAAGCUGUACUCAACAUUUCCUUUAUCUCCCACUGAGCAAUAGACGGCUAUUAGACAUCUAGUUAUUUUUUAGACCUAAUUUCAACCGUCUAGAUUCUGUAUAUUUUUAGACGGAAUUUAGACGUUGCACUUAAACCUGUUAUUCGAUAAGUAUUUAUUUCAAAAAGCAACUGUGAGUUGCAUAACUGAUCUCCAAGUACUUAACCAAAAUAAUUAUGAUAGCCGUUUAGCAAUAUACUGUUAGACCUCUGUUAGCUGGCUAGUCUAAAUUUGGUCUAAAUUUAGACGUCUGAAAACUUUCAUUUUUAGACCUGUGGCAGCCUGAUUUUAGACCGUCGUCUAGACUACAUUAAGACGUCUAUUAGACCUCUUUUAGACCAAAAAAUGCUCAGUGGGUAGUCUGCAAUAAAUUGUGUCAGAGAGCAAGCGGUGAAUGUAAGAAGAACAGAGAGGUUAACAGUGACGGUGACAGUCUUGCUGUAAAUUCACAUUAAUGUGACAGGAGGGUCUUCGCUCAGAGCAAAAGGGGGCAUGAGCCAACACCCUCAGGACUGUGGUGCUCUGGGUGACUGCGUCAUUAACUCUUAAUUCUGUUGUCAAUUUGAUUUCUUUGUGUUAGAAUCCACAGAGAUUUAUCUGCAGAAAACAACAAAAUAGUUUAACAAAGUGUCAAUAAGUGUGUUUUUUUUUGUUUUCAGAUAUGAUGGUGCAGGAAUACGGUAAAUUCGGGUCACUGGACACCUACUUGAAGAAGAACAAAAGCUGUGUUAACAUCACCUGGAAGCUGGAGGUGGCCAAGCAGCUUGCCUGGGCCAUGCACUACCUCGUAAGAGAGAAAACAGUCAAAGCAGAUCGGCAUUGAGCUUAUUUAGACGCUUUUUACUGACCUCCUGAGACAAGAGUAAAUCUUUGUGACUGUUAUUCCUCCUGUUUGUGCACACAGGAGGAUAAGAACCUCAUUCACGGAAAUCUCUGUGCCAAGAACGUUUUGUUGAUCAGAGAAGAGGAUCGGAUGACGGGCAGUCUGCCUUUCAUCAAACUCAGUGACCCGGGUAUCAGCAUCACUGUACUGCCCAGAGAAGGUGAGAUACAUGGGUGCUCGCACUAACCUGAUGUGAGAAGACACGGAUGUCACACCUGUUUGAUGAUGUGUGCGAACAAUGUUCACUAAGACAUGUUUUUUUGUGUGUUUUUUUUAAGUGUACCUCCUUGCUGCUGACCCUUAACUUUUGUAUCUUCCUCUUUCUACGUUUCUGUGUGUCCUCAUGUCUCUCCUGCAGUUCUUGUGGAGCGUAUCCCGUGGGUGCCCCCUGAGUGCAUUGAAAAUGCCCCAAGCCUGAGUUUAGCCACUGAUAAGUGGGGCUUUGGGACGACCCUUUGGGAGAUCUGCAGUGGCGGAGACAAACCUCUCAGCACCCUGGACUGCUCCAAGGUCUCAGACACAGACAGUAGAGAGAUAGCCGCCAUGUUUACAUGGGCACAAAUAAUCGCAAUAAAGGCCCGAUCGGAAUAAAAAUGCGUCUUGUAAACAUGUUGAUCCGAAGAUUCUGAUCCAAUUCGGCUCAAUCGGAAAGAAAUUAUAUUCUGAUCGAGAGAGGUGGAUUAUGCCGACCGUUAUUCUGAAGCACAUCCAUGUAAACACUUAUUUCAAUCGUGACUCUCUUACCUGACCCUAUCUUCACUCUUUAGCCUUUGGUUUACUUAUUGAGGUCAGUUCAGGAGGUUUCAUUAUUAACACUCUGGCAUAAAACACAACCGCAGGUGCCGUGUCUUCACUUUCGGUAACAUAACAAGGCGUACAUACAACGUAAUGAUAUCAUAUCUGCACGCACAGAGCAACCAUUGACAAAACAGUAAAAUAAGUAAGAAAGGGCGCCAUCUAGUGACAACAUUUAACAGGGGGGAACAUCCUGAAUUGGAUGGAGUGAAUCACUACCUUGUUUGUUGGUUUGUUGACAGCACAGGCGUCAAUACAACUCUUCUUCUGCUGUUGUUUUAGUGAAAUUAGACAACUCUGCACAUGUCCAAAUGCUUCUAGCGCAUGUUUAAGCACGUCAUGAUCUGAUCCCUCAAAUUUUUAAUCGGAUCAAGAAAUUUUGCCCAUGUAAACGUGGCUAAUGUUGACUUCCUGUGCAUGAUCAGUGUUCCUGCGUAGGUGUGAGAGUAGUGUUGGUUGCAAGAACAGUGUACACAUUUUUUAAAGUCUCGCUUUUUCUGUUUUCAUCUUCAGAAGAUCUUGUUCUACGAGGAUAGGCAUCAGCUGCCAGCUCCUAAAUGGACAGAGCUGGCUAAUCUGAUUAACAGCUGCAUGGACUAUGAGCCGUUACACCGACCUUCCUUCAGAGCAGUGAUCAGAGACCUCAACAGUCUCUUCACACCAGGUAGGAAGAGAUAUCUUCACUCACAAUUAUCUAUUUUGCAUGCAGGACAUGCACACAUUCUUACUUAGAAUCAUCUGGUUGUGUUGCAGACUAUGAGCUGCUGGUGGAGAGCGAUAUGGUACCAAACAGAAUGAGGGGCUUCGGCUUCCCGUGGGCUUCUGAGAGCCAGGAGCCGGCCCAGUUCGAGGAGCGGCACCUCAUCUUUCUCAAGCAGCUUGGAAAAGUGAGACAUACACACUCACAGACACAAUUUGCAGCCAUAACAUUAUGUCCACCGACAAGUGAAGUGACUUACCCACAUCAUCUUUUCCAUAGCACCUGUCAGUAGGUAUGAAUUAUCAAACAGUGAGUGGACUAUGUGUUGGGAGCAGUGAACAUUAUCCCUUGAGGGACCUGGGCUAAAUGGUGGCGGCUUCAUAACCGGGUCAGAGCAUGUUUAAGACUGCAGCUUGUGUGGGAUGUGGACCCUGGUUCUCAUAGAAAGGUGUCAAAACACGCAGCUGCAGACCUAAACGCUACUGGGCAGGUGGUCAUCAUUUUACGGGUGAUUGUAAAAUAUGUAUAUUUAUCUGUUGUUGCACAUGUUUGAAGUUCUUAUCACAGAGGGUGUUUGUGAAAUUAGUGAAGCUUGGUUGUUCAUCUCCUCGGCUGCCUUAUUAACUGAGGGAAGAGCUGAGCCACAGAGCUGUGAGCUCACAGCAGAUAGACUGAUGUGUGACUUCUGCCACAUUCUCACAAUAUCCUCCAAAGCAGUUCAGUGCUGGAUGUGCCGUUGUUUUAAUUUGUUCAUGAGGGUGUGAUUGCCUCGAUACUUUCAGAUAAUAAAGUUUCACGACUGUGAUUAUCACUCUGCUGCUGAUUCUCUUUGCUUAUUGUCUUCUCUUUGAGCUGCUGGCUUAAAGAAAGUCAGUUAAGGUCUUAGUCAUCAUGUGCUAUCAUAAUGAGGGAUGUCAUGAUACCAGAUAUUGGUCCGAUAUCAGCAGAAAAAUAAUUAUCGUAUUAUAUCGGCCUCAGUUACCUCAGAAGUCAUAAGUCAGAGCUGGGAAUGAUGUCACACCCGAGCUACCAGUGCCAAGUCAGAAAAAAGCAAAAUCAGAGGCGGAAACAAGAUGGCUACAUCUACAAAAGUCAUUUUUAGCGCUUGCCUUGUCCUUGCUUAUAUUCUGACAAGGCAAGCGUUAAAAUAACUUUCGUAGCCAUCUUGUUUCCACCUCAGAUUUUGCUUUCUUCUGACCUGGUAACUGAAACGCUGGUAAUUCGGGUGUGGCGUCAUAUCCAGCUCGGACUUCUGACUUCCGAGGUAACUUGAACUUAGCAUUAGCACUCCGAUACAAGCCGUCCAUUUCAGACUCCGCUCCUGCAUUUUUAUCUGGCAGCACCCUGAUCCAGCAUGUAGAGCCCACGUUAUCACAACAACAGUGUGAACUAAGGUACAAACAGACAGAGUAGCAAGGAGUAAGAGUGAUGUCGGCUGUGUGGCAUUUUUUUUUGUUUGAGUCCGAAAAGAUGUUGCAGCUGCGUGCAAAAUUUGUCAUGUGAUUAAUAUCCAUAUUGGCCAAUCCUGAAGGCUACAAUAUCGGUAUGGUAUCGGAAGUAAAAAGUUGUUUCGGGACACCCCUUAUCAUAAUUGCAUGUAAAGAGCAUAACCAAUAAUGGUGCAUAACUACUAUGCCACAAAAUAAUGGAUAACCCCAUCCCAGAACCAAAACUUCAUCAACUUUGAUGAAGAACUGGGAUCCCAACAGUCUAAUGACACCGUGAGGACAGCAUCUGUAAAAGAAUCAGAACAUCUGUAUAUGCCUGCAGCGGCUACAUAAUGAAGCUUUAAACCGUAUCUGUUGAUUUUCAUUUCUGUGUGCAGGGGAACUUUGGCAGCGUGGAAAUGUGCAGGUACGACCCCCUGCAGGACAGCACAGGGGAGGUAGUUGCUGUGAAGAAGCUCCAGCACAGCACAGCUGAGCACCUCCGAGACUUUGAGCGGGAAAUCGAGAUCCUCAAAUCCCUCCACCAUGAAAACAUCGUCAAAUACAAGGGAGUGUGCUACAGUGCAGGUAUGAUUCGGUUUGAGUUCUUUGAAAUAGUUACAGCAACCAAAAAGUGAGGUUCGUCAUCUCCUCUGCUCUAAAGACGGAUCUGGAGAUGUUUUCCUGACUACAAAUGUUCCUUUAUUUUAUCACGCAGACAGAUUUUGCUACAUACCAUAAUGUCUUUAGAGUCCCCAAACUUGCUGCCUUAGGUGUCUAUGACCAUGCCCAUGAAAGAAAUCAAUCUUGAUUUUCUCAUUUGUACCUCUGCAGAGGCCUCCACUCCACUGCUCCCACAUCAUAUUACCUCCCUUAAGUGUCGCACUUAACUUCUUUAUUCCUGCAGGACGAAGGAACUUGCGGCUGAUCAUGGAGUAUCUCCCCUACGGCAGCCUGAGAGAUUAUCUCAUCAAACACAAGGACCGCUUUGAUUCUAAGAAACUCCUGCACUAUGCAUCACAGAUUUGCAAGGUAAUGUAUUGCAGCUAGUGUGACUUUGUACCACCCACAGAUCAGAUCAGAUCAGAUCCGAUGUGGGGUUGUGUGUCAUAUACAGGGUGUGCAUAAACUAAAGUUGAUUUUUAUUCUUCUUUAUUUGAAAGCAAAAAAUUACCAACAUAACAGAAAGAGGAAGAGAAGUUCUGAAGCUCAUUUCAGCUCAUUACAUUUAUAUUUAAGGGAAUGGACUACCUCGCCUUGAAGCGGUACAUCCACAGAGAUCUGGCCACUCGAAACAUCCUCGUGGAGAGUGAGACGAGAGUGAAAAUCGGGGAUUUUGGACUAACCAAGGUGCUGCCACAGGACAAAGAGUACUACACAGUGAGAGAGCCUGGAGAAAGCCCCAUCUUCUGGUGAGGAAGACACACUGCACGUGUUUGAUGAUAAUAUUCAAAAAGUGUUUGGUAUUGUGCACACCUGGUUGAGUGUUUAAAGUUGAGAUCUGUUUUUCAGGUAUGCACCGGAGUCGCUGACAGAGAGUAAAUUCUCUGUGGCGUCAGACGUUUGGAGUUUCGGUGUCGUCCUCUAUGAGCUCUUCACUUACAGCAACAAGAACUGCAGCCCACCAGCGGUACCAAACUUAGGCUUUCUUUUACUUACUUUUUGAACUGCAGAAUUUCAUUUCUUCUUUUUUUGGUGAAGUAACUAUUCUCUCAUUUUACCCCUGAUUGGUUUGUCAGCCGUUUGACUAAAUGAUAUAAUUAUUUGACUUAAUUAGACCUCAUUUAGAGCUGUUAAAGAAAUCAGUUGAUUGAGCACUUAAAAACAGGAAACACUGCUCGUUGUUUUUUUGGGGUGGCAACUGUGGAAAGUUUUAGCAUUUUUUUAACGCAGCACGACACAAACUAUUUUGUCCUUUUUUUUCUUUAGGUGUUCAUGGAGAAGAUGGGAAACGAAAAGCAGGGUCAGAUGAUUGUCUACCAUCUGAUUGACCUGCUCAAACAAGGAUACAGGCUUCCCGCUCCAGAUAGUUGUCCAAAAGAGGUCAGUAACUCUGAAUGAUCAGAAGCCACAAAGAAAAACUUUAGAUUUAUAAAGCUUGUUCUGUGACAGGAGGUUGGUUCGUCUUUUAUUUAUUUUAGAGAGAUGGGGACUAUUUCUCGAUGGCGUUUGUCUCUCAAGAUGUAAUGUUAGAUCAAUGCUGAUUGUUUGAGAAAGAAGAAAACAUCAUUCUUUGACCAAAGCAGGAAAGGAUAUUAUGCUUCUUUAAACCCACUGAGAUAUAUAUAUAAAUAUACGGCUAUUAGACGUCUAGUUUUGUUUUAGACCUAAUUUCAACCGUCUAGAUUCUGUAUAUUUUUAGAUGAAAUUUAGACGUUUCACUUUAGCCCAUUAUUCAAGUACUAUUUAUUUCAAAAAGCAGCUGUGAGUUGCAUAACUGAUCUCCAAGUACUUAACCAAAAUAAUUAUGAUAGCUUUUGAGCAAUAUACAGUUAUGCCUCUGUUAGCCAGCUAGUCUAAACUUGGUUUAAUUUAGACGCCAAAAAACUUCCAUUUUUAGACCUGUGGUAUCCUGAUUUUAGACCAGUCGUCUAGUCUACAUGUAGACGUCUAUUAGACUUCUUUUAGACCAAAAAAUGCUCAGUGGGUAUUUAUUUCAAAAAGCAACUGUGAGUUGCAUAACUGAUCUCCAAGCACUUAACUAAAAGAAUAAUGAUGGCCAUUGAGCAAUAUACAGUGUAGUAUAGAUAUAGCCCAGAUUAAGACUUGGUCUAAAUUUGGUCUAAAUUUAGUCGCUAAUAAAACUUUCAUUUUUAGACCUGUGGUAGCCUGAUUUAGACCAGUCGUCUAGGCUACAUUUAGACGUCUUUUAGACCAAAAAAUGCUCAGUGGGAAGAAAACCUAACUUUGCAUUUAAAAUGUCUCAUUCAGUGUCAUAAAGUGAGUUCAAUCAUAAAAAGUGAGUAGAAUACCAAUGUUUUUUAUAUCUAUUUUGUUUAUUAUGCUGCUUCCCUCAGAUUCACAAGAUCAUGACGGAGUGCUGGAACAGCGAACCGAGACUUCGCCCGACAUUCAAAAAAUUGAUCCUCAGCGUGGAGACGGUGCGAGAAGGCAAGCAGCCUUGAUUCCUGAAGCUGCUGACUUCCAGGAGAUAACAGAACAGUGACUACCUUUGCAAAGCAUGAUGGACACUCUUUUUUCGCUCCACAAGCCUACAUGUGUGAAGAAUUUCACAGCGUUCGAAGGAUGAUGCCUACAGUAUUAGCACUAUCUACAUUUACCAGUUUCUUUUUACAGCCACAUCAAAUCUGCAAAUGAUCCGAUAAGUUUGUACACUACAUCUAACUCAAGCAAAAAGGAAAGUUAUUUCUAAGGUCUUUGAGAGUCUUUCACCGAUGCCUUAGAGUUAAACUUGUGUUUUUUUUACAUGUUGUGUGCCAUACAAUGUGUUUGAUGGUAGCCGUAAGAUACUUUUAUACAGAUCUGUAGUUGUCUGUUUGGAUUCAGUGUGAGUGUGAAAGUCAUGGAAGUGCUGUUACAAUAUGAUGAUUGAUUCACCAGCAAGAAGUUCUUCAGUUUUGUAAAAUUGUUUUGUAAAUAUAGAAGCUUUGAGGUGAGGAAGGAGGUGAUCUCAACGCACACCUGAACUGAACAUGACUGCACCGUUCAUCUGAAGACAAACCUCUGUGGUGUGGACGACUGUGCAGGACAUCUUCCGGUUCAUUUUGCUCGGCAUUACACGGACUGAAACAUGGAGCAUGUUACAAAGCAGCAGCUGUCGCAAGAAGACGCACUAUGAACGCCUUUUCAAGGGAUUUGAAGUCAGAUGAUUUCUGCCAGUGGACUAAACGGGGAUUAUUUUGUUGUUUUUAUUUCCUGGUGAAUCCUUUCUGAGCUCCUCAAGUUUUCUGGGACUACAUAUCUUCACACGUCAUCAUCUAUCAUUUGUUUACAUCAUUCCAGAAAUAAUUCUUCAUGGAGAGAUAGGUAUGUCUGAAUGAGCUUUUUAAGGUGUGGCUCUUAAUUUUGAGAAGAACCUCUAAGUGAAGAUGACUUACCAGUAUUUAAUUUAUGAACUCAAUAUUGAGUUUCUAACGCUGAGGCCCGUUGUUUUUAAGACAACCGAGCUGUGUUGUGAGGAGUGAAACAGUUUGUGCUGAAAGUGAAGAAAAAAAUUACAAAGGGAAAUAUUUUUGUAGUUUUCUUAUUGGACAAAGUAUACGACUUUGGUUUGUGUAUUUUUUCCCCUUUGUACUUAAAAUGAUGUCAACUGUAUGUUUGUGUUGCAUGUGCGUAUAUGUCAAUAUUUGCAUUUUGACAGUAUUGUACCAGGAAUUAGCAGGUUAUUGUCUUUUUCAAUAACAAACAUAUUGAAACACGUUUGUUUUUGUGAAUUCAAACAGAGAAAUUACAACUCUCAAAGGUUACCGUAAAAGGCUGUAUGGCGUCCUACAUGGCCGAAAAUGAGUCAACAGACUUGAUAACAAACCCAAACAUAUGCUUUAUUCCUCCUGGUGACUGGCCAGUCUGAAUUAUUGUUACAUGAUGUUUUAUCCAGAACAAACUGGUGUCUUGUAUUUUGUCUUUUUGGUUUGUUGAAGUGUUGAUAUUAAACCUUUGUCAUUUCA